Epinephelus moara (kelp grouper) is the source of this 62541-nucleotide messenger RNA. Its product is annotated as titin-like. Gene Ontology annotation, molecular function: ATP binding; protein binding; protein kinase activity. Lineage: Eukaryota; Metazoa; Chordata; Actinopteri; Perciformes; Serranidae. The transcript has 123 exons. Bases 142 to 61491 code for a protein of 20449 amino acids. The record is from RefSeq and is a predicted model, not a curated record. Gene Ontology annotation, biological process: protein phosphorylation.
GUCUUCUCUCUGAGGAUCAGAGAUGCCCAGAAGGCCGACGAGACCAGCUACACCGUCAGCCUCACCAAUCACAGAGGAGAACACGCCAAGUGCACCGCCAGCGCUAGAGUGACAGAGGAGAAGCUGAAGUUCUUGGAUCCCAUGGAGGACAUUGAGACUCAGGAGAAGAAGACCAUCAGCUUCGUCUGUAAGGUGAACCGGCCUGAGGUGACGGUGAGGUGGAUGAAGGCUGGCCAAGAGUUGACGCUCAGCAAACGCAUCGUCUACAGAGUCGACGGCCUCAAACAUACACUGACCAUCAAGGACUGCGUGAUGGACGACGAGGGCGAGUACACCGCCAUGGUCGGAGAUGACAAGUGCUCCGCAGAGCUGAUCAUCAGUGAGGCGCCGACGGACUUCACAGCACAGCUGAAAGACCAGACCAUCACCGAGUUUGAGGACGCCGAGUUCAGGUGCAAGCUGAGCAAAGAGAAGGCCCUGGUAAAGUGGUACAGGAACGGACGAGAGAUCAGGGAAGGACCAAGAUAUCACAUGGAAAAAGAAGGCAAGACGUGCACACUAAUCGUUAAGGUGUGCAGACCGGAUGAUGAAUGUGAAUACGCCUGUGGUGUAGACGAGAGGAGGACCAGAGCCAGACUCUUUGUAGAAGAGACACCGGUGGAGAUCGUCAGACCUCCUCAGGAUGCAUUUGAACCUCCAGGCUCAGACGUUGUGUUUGAGGUGGAGCUCAACAAGGACAGAGUGGAGGUGAAGUGGAUGAGAAACAACAUGAUCAUUGUCCAGGGAGACAAAUACCAGAUGAUCAGCGAGGGUAAAGUCCACAGACUGCAGGUCUGUGAGAUUAGACCUCGAGAUCAGGGAGAGUACAGGAUCGUGGCCAAAGACAAGGAUGCCAGAGCCAAGCUGGAGCUGGCAGCUGUUCCAAAGAUCAAAACUACCGACCAGAACCUGGUAACAGACGCUGGUAAGCCCUUCGUCAUGAGUGUGCCCUACGACGCCUACCCUCGCGCUGAGGCAGAGUGGUUCUUCGAAGGCACCAGCCUGCCUGUCCAGAACAUCGAUACCUCAACCGAUAAGACUGAGCUCCGCCUUAAGAGCCCCAGCAAGGAGGACCAGGGCCGCUACAGGGUGGUGAUCAGGAACAAGCACGGCCAGGGAGAGGCCUUCAUCAAUCUGGACGUGAUUGAUGUCCCUGGACCUGUCAAGAACCUGAGGGUGGUUGACACCGCUGAUAAUGAGGUCAGUUUGGCUUGGGAGGAGCCUGAGAGUGAUGGCGGAAGCAAGAUCCUCUCCUACGUGGUGGAGAGACGUGACGUGAAGCGUAAGACCUGGACAUUGGCUACAGACCGUGCUGAUACUUUAGAGUACUGUGUCAGUGGCCUCCAAAAGGACUCCUUCUACCUGUUCAGAGUCUGCGCUAGAAACAGAGUCGGCAGUGGACCCACCGUCGCCACAGAGGAUGCCGUCCAGGCCAAGAACAAGUUUGAUGUUCCAGAUGCACCGGAGAACGUUGCAGUUGGUGUGGUGAACAGGUUUGGUGCCACCAUCCACUGGGAGCCUCCCUUGAAUGAUGGCGGCUCUGAGAUCAUCGCCUACGUGAUCGAACUCCGUGACAGGACCUCUGUAAAGUGGGAGGCGGCCAUGGUCUGUGGUGCCAACGACCGCUCAGUCACCCUGAAUGACGUUGUUGAGAACAAGGAGUACAUCUUCAGAGUCCGGGCCGAGAACAAGGCAGGCAUCGGCAGACCCAGUGCCGCCACCACACCUGUCAAGAUCAUGGAUCCCAUUGAGAGGCCUAGCCCGCCUCUGAACCUGAACUUCAGUGACCAAAUCAAGACAGCAGUCACGCUGACCUGGGAGACGCCCACCAACAACGGCGGCAGCACGAUCACCGGAUACAUCAUUCAGAAAUGUGAAGAGGGCACCGAUAAGUGGAUGCGCUGCAACGCCAGACUGUGUCCUGACCUCUCCUACCGGCUGUCUGGUCUGAAAGCUGGUCAAAAAUACCUCUACAGAGUUAGUGCUGAGAACGCAGCUGGUGUCUCUGAUCCAUCUGAGCAGCUCGGACCCCUGCUUGCUGACGACCCUCACGUUGGUCCGACCUUUGACUUGAGUGGCUUCAGGAAAGGCCUGGAAGUGAUUGUCCCUCAGCCCCUCACCAUCAGAGUCCCCAUCACUGGAUACCCGACUCCCGUCGCCAAGUGGACCUUUGGAGAGAAGGAGCUGACCACUGAGGAUGAGCGCGUCUCCAUGGUGACAAAGCCCACAUUCACAGAGCUAACGGUCACACCAAGCGUCCGUCCCGACAAAGGCACCUACACCCUGCAGCUAGAGAACGAUGUUGCGUCCGUCUCGGGAGAGAUCGAAGUCAACGUCAUUGCGACACCUAGUGCUCCUAAAGACUUCAAGGUGGCCGAGGUGACCCGACACCACGUCCACCUGAUGUGGGAGGCUCCGGAGCAUGACGGAGGAAGUCCAGUCACUCACUACCAGAUCGAGAAGAGAGAAGUGUCUCGGAAGACCUGGGCCAAGGUGGCUACCGGCAUCCUGGACCUGGAGUACACAGUAACAGAUGUGAUUGAAGGAAAGGAGUAUCUGUUCAGUGUCUCUGCCUGCAACAAGUGUGGACCUGGAGAGCCAGCAUACAACGACGAGCCCGUCAACGUGUCCUCUCCUGCCACUGUACCCGAUCCUCCUGAGAACCUUAAGUGGCGCGAUAAGAGCGGCAAGACCAUCUUCCUAUCCUGGGAGCCUCCAAGGUACGACGGCGGUGCCCCUCUCAAAGGCUACGUGGUGGAGAAGUGUCAGCGUGGUACCGAAAAGUGGGAACCCUGUGGUGAACCCAUCCCUGAACUGAAGUUCAAUGUGAGUGGCCUGAUCGAGGGUCACUGGUACGCCUACAGAGUCAAAGCUUUCAACAAGUUGGGAGCCAGCCGACCCUGCAGGGCUACCGAUGAGAUCCAAGCCGUCGACGCCAGAGAGCCUCCAGAGAUCCAGCUGGAUGUGAAGCUGCUAGCUGGUCUGACCGUCAGAGCUGGUACGAAGAUCGAGCUUCCAGCAGACAUCAAAGGAAAGCCGGAUCCCCGGGUGAAGUGGACCAAGGCUGACCUGGUCUUGCGGGCUGAUGACCGCAUUAACAUUGAAACCCAGCCUGGAAACUCCAAGGUGACCAUUGCCAACACAACUAGAGGAGACACCGCCACCUACAUCAUCGAGGCAGUCAACCUCUGCGGACGUGCCACCGCCACCAUUGAUGUCAACAUUCUUGAUAAACCCGGUCCUCCAGCCGCAUUGGACAUCUCCGAGAUCACCAAUGAGUCAUGCUUCCUGGCGUGGAACCCUCCCAGGGACGAUGGUGGCUCGCCUGUCACCAACUACAUCAUUGAGAGUCGGCAGACGGACAAAGAGGAGUGGGUGAAGCUGUCUGCCACAGUGAAACAAACCACUUUCAAGGCCUGCAAGCUCACAGCUUUGAAGGAGUACAUCUUCAGGAUUAGUGCAGAGAACCAGUACGGCAUUGGCGAACCUGCAGAGCAUGUGCCGAUCACUGCGAAGUAUGCCUUCGAUCCUCCUGGUCCUCCAACCAGAAUCACUCCCUCCGAUAUCGCCAGGGAUGCCGUGACUCUGACCUGGAUCGAGCCUGAUGAGGAUGGCGGCAGUCCCAUCACUGGAUACUGGGUUGAGAAGCUUGAUCCAGAGACAGACAAGUGGAUCAGAUGCAACAAACUGCCCAUCACAGAAACGACCUUCAGAGUUAAGGGACUCCCCACCAAGAAGAAGUAUCGCUUCCGUGUAUUGGCAGAGAAUCUGGCUGGACCUGGAAAACCAAGCGUAGAGACUGAUCCCAUCCUCAUCAAAGAUCCCAUCGAUCCUCCGUGGGCUCCUGGUAAACCUGUCAUCAGGGAUAUCGGCAAGACCACGGCCCUGCUGGCAUGGACCAGGCCAGAGCACGAUGGUGGGGCAAAGAUCGAAGGCUACAUCAUCGAGUUCCAGAAGACUGGAAGUGAGGAAUGGAUUCGCAUUGCAGAGGAUGUUCCUCUGACUGAGCACCAGCUGCAGGGUCUGAUGGAGAAGCAGGAGUACUCAUUCCGGGUCAGGGCUGUCAACAAGGCCGGACAGAGCGAACCCAGCGAUCCCAGUGACCCCGUGGUCUGCAAGGAGAGACUCUAUCCCCCAUCUCCUCCUCAGUGGCUGGAGGUGACAAACAUCACCAAGAUCAGCGGCGACCUGAAGUGGCAGGCUCCGAGCAGCGACGGAGGCUCGCCCAUCACAAACUACGUGGUGGAGAAGAGGGACGUUAGGCGGAAGGCCUGGCAGACUGUCGACACCACCGUCAAAGACCUCAAGUACACGGUGACUCCCCUUAACGAAGGGUCGCUGUAUGUGUUCCGCGUCGCUGCUGAGAAUGUUGCUGGGAUGAGCGAAUUCUGUGAGCUGGAGGACGCUGUGCUCGCCAAAGACACUUUCACCACACCUGGACCUCCUUAUGCCCUUACGGUGGUGGAUGUCACCAGGAGACAUGUGGAGCUGAAAUGGGAAGCUCCUAAGAGCGAUGGUGGAAGAAUCAUAACCAAGUACGUGAUUGAGAAGAAAGAGAAGGUUGGAACUCGCUGGUUGAAAUGCUGCAAGACUCCAGACAGAAAGACUCAGUUCAAGGUGACGGAGGUGGACGAAGGCUCUGAGGUGCAGUUCCAGGUCAGAGCUGAGAACGAGGCUGGAGUUGGAGAUCCAAGCGAACCCACUGAGAUCCUCACCGUUGAGGAUGCAACCAGCGUCCCAUCUCCUCCUGAGGAAGUGAAAAUCCCUGAUGCCAGCAGAGAGCACAUCAAUGUCACCUGGAAGCCUCCAGCCAAAGAUGGCGGCUGCCCAAUUACCGGCUACCAUGUGGAGGUGGCUGAGGCCCGUCCAGAGCUGAAGUGGCUGAGGGUGAACACCAGACCCAUCAAGGAGCUCAAGUUCAGGAUUGAGGACGGAAUCAAACCAGAGAAGAAGUACGUCAUCAGGGUCCGCGCCAUCAACUCUGUUGGUGUCAGUGAACCCUCUGAGAUCUCUGACAAGGUCUUCACCAAGGAUCCUGACUGUGCUCCAACCAUGGAUUUGGAGGCAAAGGAUGUGGUCGUGGUUGAAGGGGAGAAGCUGCACCUGAACAUCCCCUACAGGGCGAUCCCCACACCCAAGAUGGUUUGGCAGAAGGACACGGUAGAGUGUAAAGCCGACGAUCGGCUUACCAUGACGGUGGAGAUGAACAAUGCUCACCUAGAGCUGCUCAAGUGCAAGCGUGCCGAUGCCGGCGCCUAUGCCAUCACCCUGGAGAACACUCUGGGAACCGCCACUGGGACGGUCAACGUCACAGUCAUUGGACUCCCCGGUCAGUGUAAAGACAUCUCUUCCAGCGACGCCACCAAGAACUCCUGCAAGAUCAGCUGGGUAGCCCCAGAGGAUGAUGGUGGCACUCCAAUCACUAGCUACACACUGGAGCGACGCGAGGCCUCCAAGAAGACCUACAUGCCUGUCAUGUCGGGAGAGAACGUCCUGACCUGCACCAUCAAAGACCUUUUCAUGAACUGCCAGUACUACUUCAGAGUGAAGGCCAUCAACAAGGUCGGAGCCGGAGAAUAUCUGGAGCUACGCAACCCAGUCUUCAUAGAGGAAGUCAAACAGAAACCCGACCCACCCAUCCAGGUGGAGGCUAUCGACCCGACAUCCAAGUCCAUCACGGUCACCUGGAUGGCACCAGACAAUGACGGUGGCUGUCCCAUCCAGGGCUACAUCUUGGAGAAGAUGGAAAAGGAUGGUGACCGCUACGAGAGGGUCACCCCGAGCCUGGUCCCCGGUUUCUCCUACGUGGUGACAGGCCUGACAGAGGAAACGGAGUACCAGUUCAGGGUUAGAGCUGAGAACGCUGCCGGAGUCAGCGAACCAUCCCGCAGCACACAGCUCAUGAAGGCUGCAGACCCUGUCGAAAAACCAAAGGUCACCCUCCACGCCCGCGUGCAGUCCGGUUUGUGCAUUAAGAAGGGCGACGAGAUCUGCAUCGAGGCCUACAUCUCCGGCUCCCCGUAUCCCAAAGUCACUUGGAUGAGGAACAACGAGGAUGUCACUAAAGAGCCAACCAAGAAGAUCAUGCCGUUCGUCAGGAAGAAGAAGAGCAAGGCCAAGGUUCCUGAACCAGAGGAGGAGUUUAUAACUCCCCUGCGUCAACGUCUGGGUUUGGAUCAGACCAAGAGGGGUCAGUCCAUACUAAUGAUCCGCGAAGCCGUCAGAUCCGACCACGGCGAAUUCACCAUCCAGGUGGAGAACACUCACGGUGUUGCUAGCGCCUCCUGCGAGGUCAACGUCCUCGACAAACCUGGCGCCCCGAUCAACAUCACCUUUGACGAGAUCAGGGACACGUCUGUCAUCUGUAACUGGGAGCCACCCGUGGAUGAUGGAGGCAGCGAGAUCUUGAACUACAUCUUGGAGAAGAAGGACAACAAGAACGAAGAGGUCAGCUGGAUCACAGUCACCACCACCCUGAAGGGCACCAGCUGCCCCGUCACCAAACUCAUCGAAGGGAAGGAGUACAUCUUCAAAGUCACCGCCGAGAACAAGUAUGGCUGCGGACCGCCAUGUAUCUCUGAACCAGUGGUUGCCCACAACAUGUUUGAUCCUCCCGACGCACCCAACACCCCCAGAGUCCACGAGGUGACGGCGAGCAGCGUCCGCAUGUCUUGGCACGAGCCGAAGGAUAACGGCAGCCCAAUCCUGGGCUACUGGAUCGAGAGGAAGGAGGUGAACAGCAAAUACUGGACCCGAGUCAACCGUGUCCUCCUCAACUCCCUGGAUAUGAAGGUCACCGGCCUGAUGGAGGGACUCACCUACAUCUUCAGAGUGUGUGCAGAGAACCUGGCCGGGCCUGGGCCCUUCAGCGAGCCCACCGACCGCAUCGUCGCCAUGGAUGCCAUCAUGCCUCCUGGCCCCCCAACUCCAUGGAUCGUGGACACUGGGAAGACCUCUGUCAUCGUGGCCUGGAAGCCCCCACUGUACAACGGAGGAGGAGAGAUCCUGGGUUACCACGUUGAGAAGGUUCUGGUCGGAGAGAAGAACUGGACUCGCAGCACAGAGUUCAGGUGUAAAGAGCUGACUUACACUGUGACUGGUCUGACUGAGGGAGGGGAUUAUUACAUCCGGGUCAUGGCUGUCAACGACGCCGGUCCUGGAGCUCCCGGUGUGACCGAACCUGUCACCGUCAGAGAGCCUCUAGAACCUCCCGCUGUGAACUUUGAUGCAUCUGUGAGGAACGGCGUCUUGAUCAGGGCUGGUGAGUCACUGAGGCUUCCGGCCGUGGUGACCGGCAGACCCCAGCCCGAAGUCCAAUGGGCCAAAGAUGGCGCCGAAGUUGACAAGGAGCGUAUGAUUGUGGAGACGGAGGGCAAGAACACUGUUCUGUUCAUCAAGACGACCGUGAGGGCAGAUCACGGAAAAUACCAGGUCUCCGGCACCAACAGCCAAGGGGCCAAGACGGCCGAGACCACAGUGGAUGUCAUGGACGUCCCCGGACCAGUGGUGGACCUGAAGACGGUCGCAAUAACCAAGAAGAACAUUGUUCUCACCUGGUUGGACCCUCUGGAUAACGGCGGCAGUGACAUCAUCGGCUACGAGGUGCUGAGGAAAGACUCCAAUAUGAAACUCUUCCGUCAGCCCCUGGAGACGGCGUCCUGCAAGUGCGACGUCCAGGGUCUGCUGUCUGGCGAGCAGUACGACUUAAGGGUCGUCGCCAAGAACAAGUACGGCUACGGAGCUCCGACUGACCUGGGACCCAUCCUGGCCGAAGAUCCCAAAGAUGUUCCGUCUGCUCCCGAGAAGCUGCGCUACACCGACAGAACCAAGAGCACCAUCACCUUGACCUGGCUGCCACCUCUCUCUAACGGCGGCAGCCCCAUCAUGGGCUACUAUGUGGAGAAGAUGAGGUCCGACAGCACCGAGUACGAAGUGGCAAACCGCAAGAUGUUCACAGAGUGCUGUGGGACCAUCGAUAGCCUUUCGGAGAACCAGGAGUAUGACUUCCGCGUCAAAGCAGUGAAUGAGGUUGGGAUGGGAGAGCCCUCCAAGUCUAUCAAUGCCAAGAUCCAGGACAAUGAAAUCCCUCCAAGAAUUACUAUCCUGAAGUACUUCAAGGCCAACUCCCUCUUUGUGAAGAAGGGCGCGGCCAUAGACAUCCCCGCGGAGGUGAUGGGAAUUCCCCUGCCAACGAUCCGGUGGAUGAGGGAUGAUGUGGUGUUGGAGAAGCCGGAGGACGAGAGGAUGACGAUGGAGACCGAGGAGGUGGACCGGACGACUCUGAGGACAAAGAUCGCCUUCCCAGAGACCGUCAGGAAGGACAAAGGCAACUAUAAGCUGGUGGCUGAAAACUGCCACGGCAAAGCUGAACAAAUCAUCAGAGUCACGAUCUUUGACCGCCCUCUUCCUCCGAGGAACAUCGUGAUCUCAGACAUCACGUCCGAUUCGUGCUACCUGACCUGGUCAGCCCCAGAGGACAAUGGAGGCAGUGAGAUCAGCAACUACAUCGUGGAGCAGAGGGACGCCAGCAAAAAGAAGUCUGACUACGAGGUUAUGACCAUCAACCUCAUUGACAGGAGAUAUGCGGUCCACAAACUUAACAUGAAUGGUAUUUACCAGUUCAGGAUCAUAGCUGAGAAUAAGUAUGGCAAGAGUGACGGCUGCGAAUCAGAGAAAGUCGAGCUCAGGGAUCCAUUCGGCCUCCCUGGACCACCACGUAACCCCAAGAUCAUUGCCGCCACAGCGUCCACCAUGACUGUGACUUGGGAGCCUCCUCUGGACAACGGUGGCUCCACCAUUCAGGGAUACUGGCUGGAGAAGAGGGAGCGAGGCGCCGUGUACUGGGGACGCGUCAACAGAGCUCCAGUCACCAAACCGUCAGUUAAGGGCCUGCAGUACACCGUGCUCAGGCUCAUAGAAGGAACCCAGUACCAGUUCAGGGUCUCAGCCUGUAACGCUGCAGGAAUCGGACCACACAGUGAAUACACCGAGUGCCGCUUCGCCGAGGAUCCAUGCAAUCCUCCCAGCCCUCCUGGAACCCCGGAGGUUAAAGACAAGACCAAGAACAGCAUCUCACUCACCUGGAGCCCGCCAGACAGAGAUGGUGGUACCCCCAUCAAGGGUUACAUCAUCGAGGUCCACGAGGAGGGCACUCUUGAUUGGAGGAGGGUGAAUCCUGCCGACAAGCUCCACUUAUCCACUGAAAUCACCGUCCCGGACCUGAAGGAGGGCAAGAAGUGCAAGUUCAAGAUCUACGCUGUGAAUGCUGUCGGAACCUCUGAGCCCGCCAGGACGGGUGACAUCCUGGUUCAGGACAUCUUGAUCGAGCCGAUGGUGUCUCUAGAAGUGGACGUUAACGACCUGCUCACCUGCAGAGCGGGAACAACCAUCAAGAUUCCCGCCACCAUCACCGGACGACCCAUCCCCAAAGUCACCUGGCACUUCGAUGGAAACGCAGAGAUGGAGAAGAAGAACGAACUCCACAUGCUGCCCAUCGACUCAGAGAUCUACUCCACUGACACGACCUCAGUGAUUGUGAUCCCAGAUUGCAAAAUGCACCACAGCGGCCGAUACAUCCUCAACGCCGAGAGCCCCGCCGGACACAAGGUGGUCAAAGUCCGUGUCACUGUGCUCGACCUGCCCGGACCUCCCAGAGACCUGAAGGUCAGCGACGUGACAAGAGGAACUUGUCGCCUCACCUGGAAACCUCCAGAGAACGAUGGUGGAGAGAGAGUGAAGAGCUACUUCAUCGAGGAGAAGGCAGUGGGCGGCAAAGCCUGGACCAAGGUGAACCCGGCCUGUACUUCUCAGUCUGUGGUCGUCGCAGACCUGAUCAACGGUCAGGACUACUUCUUCCGCAUCCGGGCUGAGAACCGCUUCGGCUUCGGGCCGUACGCAGAGACCAUCGAGCGCACCUGCGCCAGAGAUCCAAUCCAUCCUCCCGACCCUCCAACCAGGCUGAAGAUCACAUCCGUGAGGAAGGGCACGGUGUCUUUGACCUGGAAGGCUCCAAAGAAUGAUGGCGGUUCACCCGUCACCCACUACAGCGUUGAAAUGCUCUGCUGGGAUGCCAGUGGCCAGAGGGAGGCCUGGAGGAGGUGUAACAGAAGAGAUGUGGACACCACCAGCUUCAAGGUGGAGGACCUGACGGAGGGAGACGAGUACGAGUUCAGAGUGAUGGCACAUAACGAGGUCGGACCCAGCCGACCUUCAUCCACAGCUGGACCCGUCCUUAUUCAGGACCAGACCUGUGCUCCAUCCAUCGAGCUGAAUGAGUUCAUGGAGGUUGAGCAGGGCACCGACAUCAAAAUCGUGGCCAAGAUCCGCGGCUGUCCAUUCCCAAAGCUCACCUGGUACAAGGCUCCACCCCACAAGUCAGACAAAAAGGAGGAGGUUCAGUACGACGAGCACAUCAACAAGAUCGUGUCCGACGACACCUGCACGCUGCUCAUCCAGCAGGGCAAACGUCCUGACACCGGCCUGUACACACUGGUGGCCUCCAACAGCCUCGGCAAGGCCUCCAAGGAGAUGAGGCUCAACGUGCUCGGACGGCCCGGUCCUCCCUCUGCUCCCAUCAAGUUCGAGGAGAUUGGAGCCGAGAAGAUCACGCUGUCCUGGCUGCCGCCGAAGGACGAUGGAGGCUCCAAGGUCACAAACUAUGUCAUCUGGAAGCGCGUGGCCAGCAGGACGUCCUGGGUGCCUGUCACCAGCGAGCCCAAAGAGCGGAUCUGGACCGUGGAGAACCUGUUGCAAGGACACGAGUACGUGUUCCGGGUCAUGGCCCAGAACAAGUACGGAGUCGGAGAGCCACUGGACAGCGAGCCUGAGGUUGCCAGAGAUCUCUUCAAUAUCCCUGGUCAGGUCGAGAAGCCGACGGUAAGCGGCAUCACCAUGGAUUCCAUGACAGUAAGCUGGGAGGAGCCCGAGGAGGACGGUGGCACCCCGAUUACCGGCUACUGGCUGGAGCGAAAAGAGACAACAGGCAAACGCUGGACCCGCGUCACCCGCGACCCCAUCCGUCCCAUGGGCAUGGGCGAGUCGUAUGUGGUGAGCGGACUCAUUGAGGGCUCCCAGUACCUGUUUAGAGUCUGUGCCAUCAACGCCGCAGGACUUGGACCCUACAGCCCCACCACAGACCCCAUCUUUGCCAGAGACCCCAUCUCCCCGCCCUCUCCUCCGACCCCGAAGGUUAAUGAUUGGACGAGGUCCACAGUGGACCUGGAGUGGAUCCCUCCUUUGAAGGAUGGAGGCUCCAAGAUCAUGGGUUACUGGGUCGAGUACCAGGAGGAGGGCACUGAGCCCUGGGUCAAGGCCAAAGAGACCGAAAUUCGUGGCACCCGUUUUGUGAUCACCGGUCUGAAGACUGGUGGCAAAUACAAAUUUAGGGUGACAGCCUUCAAUGCUGCCGGUAACGGCGAGCCAGGAGUAAUCCCAGAGGUGCUUGAGGUCAACGACAGAACCAUUGCUCCUGAGGUCGACCUGGAUGCCUCAGUGAAGGAUAGGAUGGUGGUCCACGCCGGUGGUGUGAUUCGUAUCAUUGCCUACGUGUCGGGCCAGCCAACCCCGGAGGUGACCUGGGGCAGAGAAGGAGCUGCGCUGCCUCCUGAGGCUAAAAUUGAAACAACAGCUAUCAGCUCAUCUCUGGUCAUCAAACCCUGCACCAGGAAUCACCUUGGCAUAUACACACUGACCGCCAAGAAUGCUGGAGGGGAGAAGAAGAAGAGCAUCACUGUGGAAGUUUUAGAUGUCCCGGGGCCAGUCGGCAUUCCCGUCACUGCAGAGAAUCUGAGCACUGAGACCUGCAAGAUCAACUGGUUCUUCCCCGAGAGGGAUGGUGGCUCUCCAAUCAGCAACUUCAUCAUCCAGAAGCGUGAAGCAGAGCACAAGGCCUGGACCUCUCUGCAUUUUACCGCCAGCAGACAGAAUGCCAUAGCUCAAGGCCUCACCGUCGGAAAGUCCUACUUCUUCAGAGUAGCCGCUGAGAAUGCCAUUGGCAUGGGACCUUUCGUUGAGACCGCAGCCGAGCUUGUCGUCAAGGAAAAAAUCAGUGUGCCUGACCGCCCCGAGGGGCUCGAGGUCACCAAGGCCACCAAGGAUUUGAUCAGCAUCACCUGGAAGCCGCCCAAGUUUGACGGUGGUUCGGACAUCACCAUGUACAUCCUGGAAGCUCGUAUGAUCGGCAAAGACAAGUUCACCAGAGUGACGAAGGAGAGCCUGAUGGAGAGGAAGUACACCUACGAUGGGCUGAAAGAGGGAGAAACCUAUGAGCUACGGGUCAUCGCCGUCAACGAGGUUGGACCCAGCAAGCCGUCGUUCCCCACCAAACCAAUCACCUGCAAGGAUGAACUGGAGCCGCCAACCAUCGAGCUGGACUUCCGCGAUAAGAUCAUCAUUCGUGUAGGCGAGAGCUGCCUGCUGCAGGGCCGCUACACCGGCAAACCUCCUCCGUCCAUCGUGUGGUACCGUGACGACAAGGAGCUGAAGGCCGACCAACACAUUAUGUUCAAGAACACGCUGACCACUAUGUCGCUCGGCCUGAUGAAAGCCAAGCGUGAGCACAGCGGCAAAUAUGUGGUUGUGGUGGAGAACAGCACCGGGUCCAGGAAGGGAGUCUGCAACAUCACGGUUGUCGACCGUCCCUCUCCUCCUGUUGGCCCCGUGGUGUUUGAGGAGGUGCAUAGGGAGUACAUGGUCAUCUCUUGGAAACCUCCUCUGGACAGCGGUGGUAUCGACGUCUCCAACUACAUCAUUGAGAAGAGAGACGUUAACAGAGACACCUGGACCACAGUAACGUCUGCCACGACCAAGACCAUAUGCAAGGUUCCAAAACUAACGGAGGGCAGGGAGUACAUCAUGAGGAUCUCUGCUGAGAACAUGUAUGGCAUCAGCGAUCCUUUGGAGUCCGAGGAGAUGAGAGCCAAAGAUCUUUUCAGAGUCCCAGAGGCCCCUGAGAUGCCGACAGUCAGGGAGGUGUAUGCCACCAACGCUCUGGUGCUUUGGACCCGGCCUCGCGAUGGCGGGAAGCCGAUCACCAAUUAUAUUCUAGAGAAGAGGGAGGUCGGAGCCAAGAGGUGGUCCAGAGCCACCAGGGACCAUUUGUACCCGGCCACUCAGUAUCGAGUCCAGGAUCUGAUUGAAGGCUGCGAGUACGAGUUCAGGGUGAUGGCUGAGAACGAGUUGGGAAUCGGAGACCCCAGUCCCCCCUCCAAACCCAUUCUUGCCAAAGAUCCCAUCGUGCGUCCCAGCCCUCCAGUGACCCCCGAGGCCUACGAUAAGACCAAGGACUCUGUCAGCUUGAGGUGGAAGUUGCCCCGCCAUGACGGGAAGGGUCGCAUCUUUGGCUACCUCGUCGAGUAUCAGAAGCCCGGUGCUGUGGAGUGGGUUCCAGCCAAUGAGACCCCGGAGCAGUGCCCCGACCUCCACUAUGUGGUGACGGGCCUGCUCGACAAACAUGAGUAUGCCUUUAGGAUCUUCACCGUCAAUGCUGCUGGCAAAUCUGACCCUGCUUAUGUCAAAGAGACCAUCACAGUCCAUGACAGACUGGAGGCACCAGAGUUGAUGCUGGACGCCAACAUGGCACGAGACCACCUGGCCAUGCUGGGCACUGACAUCACCUUGAGCGCCACCUUUAAAGGUGUGCCACAACCCACCGUCAGCUGGAAGAAGAACGACGGUGACGUUCCUUCUCACAUCACUGUCGCUGUCACCACCAGCAGCAGCAAACUCUUUAUCCCUAAGUGUGUCCGGCCAGACUCCGGAGACUUUACCAUCACUGUGGAGAAUGCUGCUGGCAAGAAAUCUGCAACCGUUUCUGUGCUUGUGCUGAACAAGCCUACCCCUCCCAGAGAUCUGGUGGUCUCUGAGGUGACCAGCGAGUCGGCCUACUUGACAUGGAAGGCUCCCGAGGACAAUGGUGGUGCCGUCAUCUCCCACUACAUUGUGGAGAAGAAGGACGUUGCCUCCGAGCAGUGGGUGCCGGUCUCUGCAGCCAAUAAGAAACUGAGUCUGAUGGCCAUGUACCUGAUGGAAGGAAUUCAGUACCUAUUUAGGGUUGCUGCUGAGAACCAGUUUGGCAGGAGCGACUACGUGGUGACCAAGACACCCAUCAAGGCCGUUGAUCCACUCUAUCCUCCUGGCCCACCCAAAAACCUGCACCACACUGAUGCAGAGAAGACCGAAGUGUGGCUGGCAUGGGAGUGGCCCGACCGAACCGGAGGAAGUGAUAUCACCGGCUUCAUUGUGGAGCACCAGGAAGAGGGCCAGACAGACUGGGUCACCUUCAAGACCGUCAGCAACGAGCACGCCCACGUCACUGGUCUGGUGGAGGGCAAGACUUACCGCUUCAGGGUCAAGGCUCAGAAUGCAAUCGGUGUGAGCCGUCCUGACACCAGCGUACCCAUCACCUGCCAGGAAAAGACAUUACCACCAACUAUUGAAGUUGAUGUGAAGCUUAUUGAGGGUCUUGUUGUCAAAGCUGGCAGUCCUAUUGCCCUUCCAGCCAAGAUGACAGGCAUCCCCACUCCUACUCCCAAAUGGAUGUCCGAUAACAAGGAAAUCAUAUCCGAGGGACGCUAUCACAUUGAGACUGUUGGAUCCUCCACCACCCUUGGUAUCCCUGAGAGCCAGAGAGGAGACACUGGAGAGUACGUCCUCACUGUGACCAAUCCUUCAGGCAACAAGACUGUUGCCCUGCAUGUCACCGUGCUGGAUCUUCCAGGUCCACCCCUCGGACCUAUCAAUAUCUUGGAGGUCACCCCUGAUCACAUGAUGAUCCAAUGGAGGGCACCCAAAGAUGACGGUGGCACACCCAUCACCAACUACGUGGUGGAAAAGAGGGAUGUGAAGAAGUCAUGGGAGCCCUGGUCUGUAGUUAGCUCUGGCGGCACCAGCACCAAGGCCAAGGUGUCCAGGCUGGAGAAGGGCCGUGAGUACAUAGUCCGUGUCCGAGCAGAAAACAAAAUUGGCAUCGGCGCACCACUUGAGAGUCCUCCCACUAUUGCAAAGCACAUGUUUAACCCUCCUGGUCCUCCAGGCCUGCCAGUGUGCUCUGAUAUCACUGAGAAUGCUGUGACAGUAGAAUGGCCCCUGCCUGACUAUGAUGGCGGCAGCCCUAUCAGUGGAUAUGUGGUUGAACGCAGAGAAAUGACAGGAAAGUGGAUCCGCGUCAACAAAACUCCAGUGCUGGACCUCAGAUACAGAGUCUCAGGCCUGUUUGAAGGCAACAGCUACGAGUUCAGAGUGUUUGCUGAAAACGUUGCUGGUAUAAGCGAGCCUUCUCCCAACUCUGACCCUGUCAAGGCUGCUCGUGCCAUCACCAAACCUGGACCCCCCGGCAAUCUUAAACUUAAGGACUGGAGCAAGUCCUAUGCUGACAUCUGCUGGACCAAGCCUACCCGAGACGGUGGCAGUCCCAUUCUGGGCUAUGUGGUUGAGAUUCAGAAGUCAGGAUCUGCCAAGUGGGACAGAAUCAACAAGGACCUCAUCAAGAUGUGUGCCCACAGAGUUCCAGGCCUCAUGGAAGGAAUGGAGUACAGAGUCCGCAUCAGAGCCACCAACAAGGUUGGAGACAGUGAACCCAGGGAGCUGGCUAAGACUAUCUUAGCAAAGGAUAUCCUGGUGCCCCCUGAGGUUGUUGUUGACGUGUCAUGCCGCGACUCUCUGACAGUCAGGGCAGGUCAGAUCAUAAGUUUGAUAACCAGGGUGAAAGGCAGACCUGACCCGGAGAUCACAUGGACCAAGGAUGCCAGAGCCUUAUCCCGGGACAAGCGCACUCAGCUUAACAACAACUAUCCUCUGUGUGAAUUGGUUAUCAAUGAUGCAGUCAGGUCAGACUACGGUAAAUACGCCAUUCUCGCCAAGAACAGUAGUGGACAGGCACAGGCAACCAUCAUUGUCAAUGUCCUUGACACACCAGGACCUUGCCAGAACCUGAAAGUGGCCUACGUGACCAAGAAGUCCUGCAUGGUGUCCUGGGAGAAUCCUGAGGACAAUGGAGGCAGUGAGAUCACUCAGUACAUUAUCGAGAGCCGUCAGCCCAGCCAGAGAGGAUGGACUUUGGUCUCCAAUGACUGCACCAAGCGCCUGUUGAAGGCCCCUCUUACUGAAGGCUGCGAGUACUUCUUCCGUGUCAGUGCAGAAAACAAGAUUGGUGCUGGUCCACCCACUGAGACAAAGCAAGCUGUGUUGGCAGUCGAUCCCGUUGAGAAGCCUGGUGAACCCAUUGACUUCCACAUCUCUGAGAUCGGCAAGACCUUCUGCUUCCUCAAGUGGAAGAAGCCAGACAACGAUGGUGGUAGCCGUAACCUGGCUUAUCAUGUUGAGAAGAAGCCAAAGGAGGCUGAGGAGUGGGAGAGGCUUCACAAGGGUGCUAUCAAGGAGACUUACUUCAUGGCUGACAGGUGCAUUGAAAACCAGAUCUACCAGUUCAGAGUUCAGACAAAGAACGAAGGAGGUGAGAGCAACUGGGUGACCACAGCUGAAGUCCUGGUGAAGGAAGAGCUUGUGGAACCUGAAGUCAAGAUUAAACUAGAUGCAACACUCGUGGUCAAGGCAGGAGACUCCAUUCCUAUCGAGGCAACAGUUAAGGGCAAACCCCAGCCUGAUAUCAAAUGGACCAAAGAUGACAGCACAGAGGAGAUGAAGAGGGGCCCCAGGCUUCAGAUCGAAACUGGUGUUGACUUCUCAAAGCUGCUGAUUACUGGCGCCAAACGAACUGACAGUGGAAAAUAUGUUGUUACUGCCUCCAACAGUGCAGGAACCAGCACUGCCCACGCUAAGGUCAACGUACUGGAUAGACCUGGACCUGUCAGGGAUCUCAAGGUGUCUGGUAUCACCAUCGACAGGUGCCAUUUGGCCUGGGAAGUUCCAGAAGAUGAUGGUGGCUGCGAUAUCUACAACUACAUUAUUGAGAAAUGUGAGACCAAGAGAGGAGUGUGGUCGGUCCACUCCAACGCUGUCAUCACCAAUAAAGCUAAUGUCACCCGUCUUAUCGAGGGUAAUGAGUAUAUCUUCAGAGUUCGUGCUGAGAAUAAGAUGGGUCCUGGACCUGCAGUGCAGAGUGAAGCCAUUGUUGCUGGCACCCAGUUCAAUGUGCCUGACGCUCCCGAGGCACCAGAAGUCACUAAGAUUGCCAAGGAGGAGAUGACUGUGCAGUGGUCAGAACCCGAGAGAGAUGGCGGAAAGCCAGUCACAGGUUAUCUGUUGGAGAAGAGGGAAGAGCAUGCCGUUAGGUGGUCUCCUGUCAACAAGGAUCCAAUUCCUUCAACUCGUUUCACAGUUACUGGACUCCUGCCCCUCCAUGACUACCAGUACAGAGUCAAGGCUGUCAAUGAAAUUGGCAUUGGCAGUCCAAGCAAGCCCUCACGUGCCAUCACUGCCAAGGAUGCAGUUGAGCCUCCUGCACCUCCUACCAACUUGAAGGUCACGGACAGCACCAAGUCCACCAUCACCCUGGGCUGGACCAAGCCUGUAUCAGAUGGUGGAGCUCCCAUCAUUGGCUACGUUGUGGAGAUGAGGGUGCAGGGAAGUGCCAAGAAAGGAGACGAUGGGUGGAAGAGGUGCAACGUGGCCGCACAGCUGGUCGUGUGCGAGUUCACAGUCACAAGUCUAGAUGAGAAGCUUAUAUAUGAAUUCAGAGUGUCAGCUCAGAACCAGGUGGGCAUGAGCCUGCCCUGUGACCUGGAGGGCGCAGUGAUCCCUAGGGAGAUUCUAGAGGCACCGGAGAUUGACUUGGAUGCCAACCUGAAGCAGGGCCUGACGGUGAGAGCCGGCUGUCCCAUCAGACUAUGUGCCACCAUCAGAGGUAGACCAGCUCCCAAAGUCACAUGGAGGAGAAUGGGCAUUGACAACGUGGUCAGGAAGGGAAAAGUCGACCUCAUUGAUACCAUGACCUUCCUGAUCAUCCCCGACAGCACCCGCAAUGACUCUGGCAAAUACUGCCUGACGCUACAGAGUCCAGCCGGAGAGAAGGCUGUGUUUGUUAAUGUUAAGGUUCUGGACACUCCGGGACCUGUAAUGAAUCUGGAAGUUACCGACAUCACACAGACAUCCGCCAUGAUGUCCUGGAGUCCUCCAGAGGUUGACGGUGGCAGCGAGGUCACUCACUACAUUGUUGAGAAGCGCGAGAUUGACCGCAAGACCUGGGCAACCGUCAAAGCCGAAGUUGCGAAGGAUAAGAUUCCCUUCAAAGUCACCGGUCUGGUGCCAGGCACUGAGUACUACUUCAGAGUCAUGGCUGUUAAUGAGUAUGGCUCUGGAGUCCCCAGGGUGUCACCCACUUCCUACAUGGCCUCUGAUCCUGUCAGUAAGCCUGAUCCUUGUCAGAAGAUCGAGGUUCUGGAGAUCACUAAGAACAGUGCUGUUGUCGGCUGGGUGAAGCCCUUAAGGGACGGCGGUGCCAAGAUUGAUGGUUAUGUUGUUGAAUACAUUGAGGUCAAACCUCCUCCAGAGCCUAAAGCACCUGUGGAGGUUCCGGGGGGAGAGGGGGCUCCUCCUCCACCUCCACCGCCUCCAGUGGUAGAGGAGCAGAAGGCAGAACCUGAAAAGGAGCUGUGGAACGCCUACACAACGGUGAAAGGUUUGACAAUCAGCAUCAGCGGCCUGAAGGAGGGCAAGAGGUACAGAUUCAGAGUGGCUGCGAAGAACAUCAUGGGCCAGAGCUUGUUCACCGAGACCAGGCAGCCAGUCGAGAUCAAGGAACAGAUGUUGGAGCCAAAGAUCGUCAUGCCAGAGACAGUGAGCGCCAGAGCAGGAGCCAAGCUCAGAGUGGAGGCACUGGUUUCCGGAAGACCGUCUCCAACAUGCAAGUGGAUGCGUGGCGAGGUCGCAGUGGUCCCGUCCAGCCGUCUGGCCGUGCACCAGUCUGGCAACCUGUGCGUCCUGAUCAUCAAAGACGUGUCAAGGACAGACAGUGGAGAGUACAGCCUGGUGGCUGAGAACAGCUCUGCAAAGGUUGUCGAGUCCCUGAAGAUUGUCAUUAGAGACAUUCCUGGUCCUCCUGAAGGCCCAGUGGAGAUCAGCGAUAUCGACUCUGAUGCCUGCUCCCUGUCCUGGAACAAACCACUGGAGGAUGGAGGCAGCAAUAUCACCAACUACGUGGUAGAGAAAUGCGAUGUGACUAGAGGCGACUGGGUAACUGCUACCUCUUCUGGUCAGAAAACCAGUUGCAGGCUUGGAAAGCUCAUCCCCGGAAAGGAGUAUGUGUUCCGUAUCCGUGCUGAGAACCGCUAUGGAGUGUCAGACCCCAUUCAGUCUGACAGGAUGGUUGCAAAGUUCCCCUUUGAUGUUCCUAGUGAGCCCCUCAACUGCCGCAUUAACAAGACCAACAAGGACUGUAUGUUCGUUGCUUGGGAUACACCUGAGAGCGACGGCGGCAGUCCCAUCACAGGUUACUACAUUGAACGUAAGGAGAGGAACAGCCUGCUGUGGGUGAAGGCCAAUGACACCGUUGUCCGCACCACUGAGUACCCGUGUGCUGGCCUCAUCGAGGGCCUGGAAUACACGUUUAGAGUGUCCGCCAUCAACCGUGCUGGCCAGGGCAAACCAAGCAAGAAGACUGACUUUGUCACUGCUAGAACACCUGUUGACACUCCAGGUAAACCUGAAGUCUUGGAUGUAACCAAGAACUCCGUUACUCUGGUCUGGACGCGUCCCAAAAAUGACGGUGGCAGCAAGAUCAUUGGAUACUAUGUUGAGGCCAUGCAGGUGCCAGGAGACACCUGGAUACGAUGCAACACCAGCAGCCAGAAUGUCCCAAGGGAGGAGUAUACGGUUACUGGUCUAGAGAGAGAUUUGCAGUACCAGUUUAGAGUCAUCGCCAAAACUGCUGUGAACUUGAGCAAACCCUCCGAGCCCACAGACCCUGUCUUGGUCUGUGCCGAGAACGUUCCACCGAGGCUGGAGCUCAACGCCAAGAUGCAGAAAGGUUUAAAGGUAAAGGCCGGAACCACAAUCGUCCUGGAGGCUGAGGUAUUUGGAAAGCCUAUGCCCAAAGUGACAUGGAAGAGAGGGGAUGACAGCCUUAAAUCAGGUGAAGGCCAGGUCAUCACCCAUCAGAGGCAUCACUUCCAGCUGGAGAUGGCAGGGGUCACCAAGGAGCACACAGCAACCUACUCCAUCGUGGCAGAGAAUGCUAGCGGCUCCAAGACUGCCGAAAUCCAGGUCAUAGUCCUGGAUGUGCCCGGCCCUCCUGCCAGUGCCAAAUAUGUUGAAGUGUUUGCCACCAGUAUCAAGGUGUCCUGGGAGCCUCCUCUGAAGGACGGUGGCGCUAUCAUUACCAACUACAUUGUGGACAAGCGUGAGACCAGCAGAGCAAACUGGGCCCAGGUCUCCUCCAAGAUCAAGGGAGACAUUCAUGAGUUCAGUGUGGAGAAGCUAAUCGAGGGUCACGAGUACCAGUUCCGAAUCCGUGCUGAGAACACGUGGGGAGUUGGUGACCCCCUCAUCACCAACCCUGUCAUCGCCAAGAACCCAUUCACUGUUCCUGGCCCUUGCGAGGCACCAGUGAUCACCAAUGCGGCCAAGGAUCGUAUGACUGUGAGCUGGAAGGAGCCUGCCGAUGAUGGAAAGUCCCCCAUCCUGGGCUACAUGUUGGAAAAGAAAGAGACCAAGGAGCUGAGUUGGAUCAAGCUGAACAGGAAGCCCAUAACAGAGAGGAGCCUUGAAGUUACAGGCCUCAAAGAGGGAUCUGAGUACGAGUUCAGAGUCAGUGCUGUCAAUGUGGCAGGGGUUGGCAAACCCAGCGAGCCCUCCACUGGCACCAUUGCACAGAAUCCUCUCACUCCUCCUGGCCCCGUUGUUAACCCCAGUGUGACAAACACCACCCACAGCACCAUCAGCCUUGCUUGGACCGCCCCUGCCAACAAUGGCGGAAGCCCCAUCAUCGGAUACUUGGUGGAGGUCAAGAGGACUGACACCACAGACUGGAUCCGCUGCAAUGUCCCCAGGAACCUGCAGGAGACCAACUACGUCAUCCAGAACCUCAUACACAAGUCCGAGUACCAGUGCCGCAUCACUGCUGUCAACAAGGUUGGCUUCAGCGAACCAGUUGAAGUACCCGGCACACAUGUUGCCAAGGACAUCAUGAUUCCUCCCGAGGCAGAGCUAAGUGCAGAGCUGAAGGAGGGUCUUGAGCUACGUGCUGGUGCUGUCAUGAGGCUGUAUGCCUCCAUCAAGGGCACUCCCAUCCCCAAGAGCACCUGGGCAAAGAUGAACACCAACAUCAAGGACCGCCAGGGCCUCAUCAUGAAAUCCACCAACUUUGACACAGCAGUGAUUGUAGAGAAUGUCAACAGAUAUGAUGCUGGCAAAUACAUUCUGAGUCUGGAGAGCUUGGCUGGCAUUAAGAUGUACACCAUUGUUGUCAAGGUUCUUGAUACUCCUGGACCACCAGUCAACCUGAUGGUGAAAGAGGCAAACAAGGACAGUGCCUCCAUCUACUGGGACACUCCACUGAUUGAUGGUGGCUCUGAAAUCACCCACUACAUCGUGGAGAAGCGUGACACUGAGAGGAAGGCCUGGUCCAUUGUCUCCAAAGACUGUACCAAGACAUCCUUCGACGUGCCAGACCUGGAUGCCGGGCGGUCCUACUGCUUCAGGGUGUCAGCAGUUAACAAGCUCGGCGCUGGAGAGCGUUGUGAGACAGCCGACUCUGUCAAGGCAUCUGAGGAGCCUGGGCCUGUCAUGGACUUCAAGACCCUGCUUGUCACCAAGGACUCUUGCACCCUUAGCUGGAAGAAACCCCUCAGCGAUGGUGGCAGCCGCAUCAUCUGCUAUGUGCUGGAGGUUCUCAAUGGUGAAGACAAGUACAAGGAACUCAUGAGGUCCAAGAACAUGCAGUACAGUGCCAAGGACCUGGUGGAGGACAGAGAGUACACCUACAGAGUCAAGGCUGUCAAUGACUCAGGAGAAGGUUCUCCCAAGGAGCUGAAGGUGGUUGCUAAAGACCAGAUCAUUCCUCCCAACUGUGACUUGAGGGAGCUGCCCAACAUGUGCUACAUUGCCAAGGAGGGCAGCACCGUCCGUCUGAAGAUCCCAAUCUUUGGCAAACCUCCACCCAAGGUCACCUGGAAGAAGGGAGAUGACGAAGACUUGACAGACACUGGCCGAGUGUGCGCAGAGUCUUCUGCAGUUAAUACCACCCUCAUGAUCAGGGACUGCCAGAGGAGUGAUGCUUCCAAGUACUGUAUCACCCUGAGGAACAGUGCUGGAACCAAGGAGUCCACCAUCUUCAUCAGGGUGGUGGGUAAACCUGGCAUCCCUGUUGGACCUAUUAAGUUCAAAGAUGUUGCUGCUGAUGGUGCUACGCUGAAGUGGGCCACUCCUAAGGAUGAUGGUGGCUCAGAGAUCACAAACUACAUCCUGGAAAAGAGGGACUUCAUCACCAACAUGUGGGUCACUGUGUCCUCUGCUGUGGAGGACAACACCUUUAGGGUGACUGGUCUCCAUGAGGGCACAGAGUACAUCUUCAGAGUCUGUGCUGAGAACAAGUAUGGUGUUGGAGAGGGACUCAAGUCUGAUCCCAUCGUUGCUAAACAUCCAUUCAAUGUUCCCGAUGCUCCUCCUCCACCUCAGGUCAUGAGCAUGUGCCACAACUCUGCUUACUUGGCCUGGUCUGACCCCAGGAAGACUGGAGGAUCUCCCAUCACAGGCUACCAUGUUGAGUUCAAGGAGAGGAACAGUAUGUUGUGGAAGAGGGCGAGUCCAGCUGCCUUGAAGAUGAAGGAACACAAAGUAACUGGGCUGACUGAAGGUCUGGAGUACCAGUUCAGGGUCAUGGCAGUCAAUCUGGCCGGCAUUGGCAGACCAAGUGCUCCCACAGAUCCACAGGUGGCCCUGGAUCCCAUUGAUGCCCCAGGGAAACCUGAUGUGAUCAGCAUCACCAGAAGCACCGUGACCCUACAGUGGACCGAGCCACAGUUCGAUGGUGGCCACAGACUGACUGGCUACAUUGUUGAGAGGCGUGACCUGCCCUCUAAGAUCUGGGUAAAGGCCAACAAUGUAAAUGUUGUGGAGCCUGCAUUCACUGUAACUGAUUUACAGGAAGGCUGCAAAUACGAGUUUAGAAUCAGGGCGAAGAAUGCUGCCGGUGCUCUCAGCCCACCAUCAGAGCAGACAGAUACUAUUAUCUGCAUGGAUGAAUAUGCUGCACCAACCAUUAUUAUCGACGCUCAGGUGAAAGAGGGUGUGACUGUCCGGGCUGGCGACACUAUUGUAAUUACUGCCACAAGCAUUUUAGGCAAACCUGCGCCAACCUCAUGCUGGUCAAAGGGAGGAAAAUACUUUAAACCAUCUGAUAUUGUUCAUAUUGAGACCACUGCAACUUCCUCCACCCUGUCCAUCAAGUACGCUGGCAGGAAAGAUUCUGGGGAGUACGUCAUCACUGCCAGUAAUCCCUUUGGUGUAAAGGAGGAAACCGUCAAGGUCACAGUUCUAGAUGUUCCUGGUAGUCCUGGACCCAUUGAAUGCAGUGGUGUCUCUUCUGAAAAGGUCACUCUUACCUGGACAGCUCCUACCGAAGAUGGAGGAUCUCCUAUAAAGUAUUACACCCUGGAGAAGAGAGAGACCAGCCGCCUGCUCUGGACUAUCCUGGAAGAGAAGGUCAUUGACUGUCACUAUGUGGCCAACAAGCUCAUCCAGGGCAAUGAGUACUUCUUCAGAGUAUCUGCUGUUAACCAGUAUGGUGCUGGUGAAGCAUCUCACUCUGAGGCAGUUAAGAUGAUUGAUAGAUUCGGUCCUCCUGGCCCACCAUCCAGACCAGAGGUUGAAAAAGUUGAUGGACAUUCCGUCACAGUGACCUGGAGGAGACCAGCUGAGGAUGGAGGAAGUGACAUCAUAGGAUACUGUGUUGAGAAGAAGGAGAAAAAGGGGAUGAGAUGGGUCAGGGCAUCCAAGAAAUCCAUUGCUGAGCUCAGCUAUGCAGUCACUGGUCUCACUGAGGGCAUAGAGUAUGAGUUCCGUGUUCUUGCUGAGAACAAAGCUGGCUUCGGAGAGCCAAGUGAACCAUCUAUGCCUGUCAGAACGAUAGUUGUUGCCUAUGUGCCUGGACCUCCAGUCAAUCCAAGAGUCACAGACACAACCAAGACCACUGCCACCCUGAAUUGGGGAAAACCUCUUGAUAACGGUGGACUUGAAGUCACUGGAUAUGUGGUUGAGCACAAGAAGGAAGGGACAGAAGAAUGGGUCAAGGACACCCCUUCAUCUCCACUUAGGAUCACAGAAUUUGUUGUGCCUGAGCUGGAAACUGGUGUAAAAUACCUCUUCAGAAUUAGCGCUGUGAAUGCCAAGGGAGCAGGUGAACCUGCUGUAACUCAGGAACUGACUGAGAUAGUGGAGCAUGCUGCUGAACCUGGUUUUGAGCUGGAUCUUGAGCUCAGAAGAACCCUUGUCGUUAGAGCUGGCUGCUCCAUUCGCCUCUUUGUGCCAAUCAAGGGACGUCCUACACCUGCCGUCACUUGGACAAAGGAGGGUGGUCCUGUCCCACGUGCAGUCAUUGACAGCACAGAGUCAUUUACAAUGCUGAUUGUCCCUGAGAGUUCAAGGAUUGAUGCAGGUAAAUAUGAGCUUACCCUCGAAAACUCAGCUGGAAAGAAGAGUGCCGCUAUACAAGUAAGAGUUCUGGAUUCUCCUGGACCUCCAAUCAACCUGAAACCAGUCAAGAUUGACAAGGAAAGCAUUACUCUUCAGUGGGAGAUGCCUCUCAUUGAUGGUGGGGCCAGGAUCACAAACUACAUCAUUGAGAAGAGAGAAUCAACACGCAAGGCUUUUGCUACUGCUGUUACAAACUGCCCAACCACUUCAGUCAGGAUUGGUGACCUGGGUGAAGGCUGUGAAUACUACUUCAGAGUGUCUGCUGAGAAUGAAUAUGGCAUUGGUGAGGCGGUUGAAACUGUUGAUCCAAUUCGUGCUUCGCAGGCACCAACUCCUCCACAGAGUAUUAUUCCUACUGAUAUAACCAAGAACUCUGUGAGCCUGGCUUGGACUAAACCCAAGCACGAUGGUGGAAGCAGAAUUACAGGAUAUGUUCUUGAAGCCCAGAAAAAGGGAACUGAUCAAUGGACACAUAUUACAACAAUCAAGAACAUGGACUUCACAGUGAAGAAUCUCAAUGAGAGCGAGGAGUACACUUUCCGCGUAAUGGCUGUCAAUCUCUCAGGUAGAAGCGCUCCACGUGACAGCAAACCCAUUGUUGUCAAGGAUUCUACUUCCCUGCCUGAGUUUGACCUCCGUGGCGUAUGUCAGAAGACUAUUAUUGCCAAGGCAGGAGAUGACAUCAAGGUUGAAAUUCCAGUUAUGGGACGUCCUAGACCAACUGUCUCCUGGCAAAAGGAUGGCGCAGCCCUGAAGCUGACACAGAGAACCAAUGUGGAAACUACUGCUGCUACUGUUAUCCUCAGCAUUGGUGAAUGCAACAGAGCUGACAGUGGUAUUUACACCAUGACGGGAAAGAACAUUGUUGGUUCUGUAACAGACAAUAUCAUUGUCAAAGUACAUGAUGUACCUGGACCACCCAAGGGACCAGUGAAGAUUGUGGAGAUAGCUCGUACCUAUUGUAUCUUUGCAUGGGACCCUCCUGAGAAUGAUGGAGGCGUUCCAAUCAACAAUUAUGUGGUGGAGAUUAGAGACACCACUUCCCAAACAUGGACAGAGCUGUCUUCUACUGUCAUCCGUACCAUGUUCAAAGCCAUUCGCUUAAACACUGGAUCAGAGUACCAAUUCAGAGUAAAGGCUAAGAACAGAUAUGGUGCUGGAGCUCCCAUUACCUCAGAGGCAGUAGUGGCUGCCUAUCCAUUUAAAGUCCCUGGCCCUCCUGGUACUCCCAAUGUUGUUGCAUUUACCAAGGACUCAAUAACAAUUGGCUGGAAUGAGCCUGUGGCUGAUGGUGGAAAUGAGGUCAUUGGUUAUCAUGUUGAGAGGAAAGAAAGGAGCAGUAUCAUGUGGCAAAAGAUCAGCAAGGGUCUUGUGAAAGGAAACAUAUUUAAAUCCACUGGCCUUGAAGAUGGAAUUGCCUAUGAGUUCCGUGUCAUGGCUGAAAACAUGGCUGGAAUUGGUAAGCCCAGCAAAGCCUCAGAACCAAUACUGGCCUUGGACCCUGUAGACCCACCAGGUCAGCCUGUGCCAAUAUUUGUCAACAAGAAUGUCAUCACCAUUCAGUGGACAAAGCCUGAGUAUGAUGGUGGUUUCAAAAUCACUGGCUACAUAGUGGAGAAGAAAGAACUUCCUACUGGCCGCUGGAUUAGAGCCAACUUCACCAAUAUCAUUGAGACAACAUUCACUGUCAGUGGACUGACUCAAGAUGCCUCCUAUGAGUUCCGCGUUAUAGCCAGAAACUCAGCAGGUGCAGUGAGUGUGCCCUCUGAGCCCUCAGACCCAAUUACCUGCAAAGAUGACAUUAUUGAGCCACGCAUUAUGGUAGAUGCCAUCUUUAAGGAUGUUAUUCUACUGAAGGCAGGGGAGUCCUUCAAGCUUGAUGCUGAUAUUGCUGGUCAACCAACCCCAUCUAUGGUUUGGACCAAGAACGGAAAGGAGGUUGAGAACACGCUGAAACUGGAGAUAAAGUUCACUGAACUGGAAACCACUCUGACCAACAAGGACUCUGUCAGAUCAGAUGGAGGAGAAUUUGUUUUGACUGCCACUAAUGUUGGUGGAUUUGCUAAGCACAUCUUUAAGGUUAAAGUGCUUGACAGACCUGGACCACCGGUUGGACCUCUUGAGGUGUCUGAUGUCACCGCUGACAACUGUAUACUGACCUGGGCUCCACCAGCAGAUGAUGGAGGUGCCAAAAUUGAAGGUUAUGUGAUUGAGAAGCGUGAGUCAAGCAGACUGGUUUGGACCAAUGUAGUCUCAGACCUGCAAGUUACACAGUACAAGGUGACCAAGCUGCUUAAAGGAAAUGAAUACAUCUUCAGAGUUAUGGCUCUAAACAAGUAUGGACUUGGCGAGUCUCUUGAGUCAGAACCCACUAUUGCAGAAAACCCAUAUGUGGUUCCAGAUCCUCCAGGAAAUCCUGAGGUGACUGCUAUCACUAAAGAUUCAAUGGUUGUUAUGUGGCAAGCGCCUAAGAGUGAUGGUGGAACUCCCAUCACCCACUACAAUAUCCAAAGGAAAGACAGAAUAGGCCUCCGUUGGGUCAAAUGCAACAAGAGGAAGGUCAAAGAUCUACAGUUUAAGGUAACAGGCCUUGUUGUCGGACAUGAAUAUAAAUUCAGAGUAGUUGCAGAGAAUGCUGCUGGAGUAAGUCCACCAAGUGCCUCGAGUCCAUUCUAUAAGGCCACCGACGGACUGUAUAAGCCAGGAGCCCCAUCCAACCCCAGAAUCUUGGACACAACUAAGUCCUCAAUUACUGUUGCCUGGAACAAACCUGUAUAUGAUGGUGGCUCUGACAUCACUGGCUACAUGGUGGAGACCUGCAUCCCAUCUGAAAAGGCGGAAGAUGAGGAAUGGACUAUUGUGACACCCAAAGAAAGACUUCUUGCCACCUCAUUCACCAUUAUUAACCUGAAGGAAAACCAGGAGUACAAGAUUAACAUCUCUGCUGUCAACAGUGAAGGAGUUGGAGAGGCAGCAUCUGUACCUGGUAAUCCCAAGGCAGAGGACAGGCUCCUCCCACCUGAGAUUGAGUUGGAUGCUGAGCUCCGCAAGGUUGUCAGUCUUAGAGCUUGCUGCUCACUUAGACUGUUUGUGCCUAUCAGAGGCAGACCAGCUCCUCAGGCUAAAUGGACCAAAGGAGAUGGUGAGCGUGUUGAGAGGGCAACCAUUGACAGCACAACAUCUUACACAUUACUUGUAAUUGAAAAUGUCAACAGAUUUGACAGUGGGAAGUAUAAUCUUACAGUUGAAAACAGCUCUGGCUCUAAGACAGUUACGGUCCAAGUCAGGGUGCUUGACACACCAAGUGCCCCACAGAAUCUCAAGAUUACUGCUGUAACUAAAGAAGCUGUCACUCUGACUUGGGAUCCACCAGCGAAUGAUGGAGGAGUAAAGAUUAAGAAUUAUAUUGUUGAAAAACGCGAGUCCACAAGGAAAGCAUAUGCCACAGUCAAAGCCAUGUGUCAUCAUACCACCUUUACAGUAGACCAACUCUUGGAAGGUUGCAACUAUUACUUCAGAGUUUUAGCUGAGAAUGAAUAUGGCAUUGGCCUGCCCAUUGAGACUAUUGAAUCAGUUAAAGUGUCUGAGAAACCACAGCCACCUGGCAAAAUCACUCUUAAGGAUGUUACCAAGAACAGCGUCACCCUCUCCUGGGAGAAGCCAGAGCAUGAUGGAGGAAGCAGAGUGGGCUGUUAUGUUGUUGAGAUCCAGCCAAAGGGUGUUGAUAAGUGGACCCAGGCUGUGAUAGUAAAGGAAACAGAAGCUACUAUUAGUGGACUCAUUGCAGGUGAAGAAUACAUGUUCCGUGUAGCAGCAAAAAAUGAGAAAGGAGCAAGUGACCCACGUGAAUUCGGUGUGCCUGUGAUUGUGAAAGAUCUUGUGAUUGCCCCUGUUGCCAAAAUGUUGUUCAACACAUUCAGUGUGUUAGCAGGAGAAGACCUGACAGUACAAGUUCCAUAUGUUGCACGUCCCAAAGCAGCUAUCACCUGGGUAAAAGAUGGUCAGCCUCUGAAAAGAACUACCAGAGUAAACUUUAGUGAAACAGACACACUGUUGGACCUCAGCAUAAAAGAGGCUACUAAAGAUGAUGUUGGAAAGUACCACAUUACCUUAAGCAACACAGCAGGAGAGUCAUCAGUCAACAUUGGCGUUGUUGUGCUUGACAAACCCGGCCAGCCUGGUGGUCCAGUAAAGGUGGAGGAGGUCACCUCUGACAGUAUAACCAUCUCCUGGAAGCCACCAGAGUAUGAUGGUGGUUGCACCAUCAAAAACUACCUUGUGGAAAAGAGAGACACAUCCACAACGAACUGGAUGGUUGUAUCUCCAAACCUUGCAAGGACCAAAAUCAAGGCAGGCAGGUUGAAGACUGGGUCUGAGUAUCAGUUUAGAGUCACAGCCGAAAACAGAUAUGGGAAAGGCCCAGCUCUACUCUCAGAGUGUAUUGUGGCUCAGUAUCCAUACAAGCUCCCAGGACCCCCAGGAACACCAUCCAUUGCAGCCUGCACCAAGGACAGUAUGGUAGUGGCCUGGAAUGAACCUGUGAUUGAUGGUGGAAGUACCAUCUUGGGCUACCAUCUUGAACGCAAAGAGAGAAACAGCAUCCUGUGGGUGAAACUUAACAAGUCUCUUAUUACAGACCAGACCUUCAAGACCACUGGUCUCGAACCAGGAAUGGAAUAUGAAUUCAGAGUUUAUGCUGAAAACAUUGUUGGAAUAGGCAAAGUGAGCAAAGUGUCUGAGGGACGUGUUGCUAGAGAUCCUUGUGAUCCCCCUGGUACCCCAGAGGCAACAAAGAUCAGUAAGGACUCCGUGACCAUUGCUUGGACCAAGCCUGAAUAUGAUGGUGGAGCAAAGGUUACAGGCUACGUUGUGGAAAAGAAGGAUCUUCCUGAGGGUCGCUGGGUGAAGGCUAACUUUACCAACAUCAUUGAGACCGAAUAUGUUGCAACUGGACUUGUGCAGGACAACCAGUAUGAGUUCCGUGUCAUUGCCAGAAAUGCUGCUGGUGUUUUCAGUAUGCCCUCAUACAGCACUGGUCCUAUCACUGCAAGGGAUGAGAUUGAACCACCACGUAUCAGCAUUGACCCAGAGUACACACAGACUAUUGUUGUUAAUGCUGGAGACAACUUUAAGAUUGAUGCUGAUGUUCAUGGCAAACCAUUGCCUUCUAUCCACUGGAUGAAGGGAGAGCAGGAACUGGGUAACACUAUUCAUAGAGAAAUUAAGAACACACCCACCAAAGCAUAUAUAUCUGUCAAGGAAGCUAAACUUUCCGAUGGAGGCCAGUACACUCUGCUACUCAAAAAUCCAGGAGGAGAAAAGGCUGUACAGGUCAAUGUUGUUGUUCUGGAUAAACCCGGAGAACCACAAGGACCUCUUGUUGUUACAGGAAUAACCAAAGAGCAGUGCUGCCUUGCUUGGAAGCCACCACUACAGGAUGGUGGCAGCAAGAUCUCUCACUACAUUGUAAAGAGGAGGGAGACAGGCAGACUCGUCUGGACUGUUGUUGACUCAAAAGUGGAGAAGAUUUGUUUGAAAAUUACUAAGCUCCUGGAAGGAAAUGAGUACAUCUUCAGAGUCCAUGCUGUCAACCAAUUUGGAGUGGGUGCACCACUCGAGUCUGCUGCUGUCAUGAUCAAAGAUCCAUAUGCUGUCCCUGGAGCACCUAAGAGCUUGGAAGUUUCAGAUAUUAAAAAGGAUUCAAUGGUGCUCACUUGGGAGGCUCCUUCUGAAGAUGGAGGCAGUCCUGUCACUGGAUACAUAAUUGAGAAACAUGACAAAGAAGGUGUAAGAUGGACAAGAUGCAACAGGAAUACAGUCACUGACUUGACUUUCAAGGUCACUGGACUCUUGGAGAGCCAUAACUACGAAUUCAGAGUUGCAGCUGAGAAUGCUGUAGGUGUUAGUGAGCCAAGCUCCCCAACUGUGUUCUAUAAAGCCCUUGAUCCCAUCUUUAGGCCUGGCCCACCACACAAUCCAAGAGUAACUGACACAACUAAAUCCUCAGUUUUCCUGUCAUGGGGCAAGCCUGUCUGUGAUGGAGGCUGUGAGAUUCAGGGAUAUAUUGUUGAGUGCUGUACUACCACAGAGCCAGCAGUUCCAGCUGAAGUUCCAGCCGCAAAGGAAGCUGCUACAGAAGCCCCUGCUGAGGAAUGGACAAUGUGCACGCCACCAACAGGUGUCAAGAAGACCAAGUUUGAGGUUGCAAACCUGAAGGAAAACCAGGCAUACAAGUUUAGAGUGUGUGCUAUCAACAAAGUAGGAGUUGGUGAGCAUGCUGAUGUCUCUGGAGCUGUUGUUGCACAGGACAGGGCAGAAGAGCCGGACCUUGACAUUGACCCAGAACUGAGAAAGAUUGUGACCAUAAAAGCUGGAGCUUCCCUCAGACUAUUUAUUCCCAUCAAAGGAAGGCCCACUCCUACCAUCAAGUGGGACAAAGAUGAAGCUGCACUUAAAGAGACAGCUCAGGUCGAGGUGACCAGCAGUUACACAUCCCUUGUAAUUGACAAGAUGAGCAGAAAUGAUAGUGGAAAAUACACCAUCACUGCAGAAAAUGCCAGUGGAACCAAAUCUGCAUUUGUUGUGGUCCGUGUUCUUGACACACCUAGUGCUCCUGUUAACUUGAAAGUGAAAGAAAUUACAAACCAGUCGGUGACACUGGCAUGGGAGCCACCUCUGUUGGAUGGGGGCUCCAAGAUCAAGAACUACGUCGUUGAAAAGAGGGAAAGCACACGCAAAACAUAUGCAGCUGUUGUAACAAAUUGUCAUGCUCUUUCGUGGAAGAUUGAGCCACUUCAGGAGGGUUGUAGUUACUACUUCAGAGUCCUUGCUGAGAAUGCACAUGGUGUUGGCAUGCCUGCAGCAACUGUCGAUCCUCUUAAGGUCUCCGAGGUGCCCCAGUGUCCGAAGAGCUUGAGUGUUACAGAUCAAACCAGAACAAGCAUCUCAUUGGCCUGGGAGAAGCCUGAGUAUGAUGGUGGUAGCAGAGUCAUGCAGUACCUGCUAGAAGUGAGCCUUAAGGGCCAGGAGAAGUGGUCUGCUGUUAACACGUUCAAGACAAUGGAAGCUACUGUUUCCAAUCUGAACGCAGGAGAGGAGUAUCUGUUCAGAGUUAUAGCAGUCAAUGAUAAGGGAAAGAGUGAUCCCAAAGCCCUUGCUGGUCCAGUGAUGACGAAGGACUUAGUCUUUGAGCCAGAUGUUCGACCAGCAUUCAGCAGCUACAGUGUCAAUGUGGGCAAAGACCUGAAUGUUGACAUUCCCUACUUUGGACGUCCUAAGCCAACAGUCUCAUGGAGUAAAGAUGGAGCUCCAUUGAAAUUCACUACCAGAGUUAACAUUCACGAAACACCAACACAUACGACACUGAGCAUUAAGGAGGCAGCAGGUGAUGAUGGUGGCAUGUACAGUAUAAAUGUAGCUAACUCAGCUGGAAAGAAGGACACAACAGUUGAAAUCAUUGUACUUGACAAGCCUGGACCUCCAUCCGGCCCUGUGAGGUUUGAUGAAAUCACAACACAGAGUGUCACUCUUUCAUGGAAUCCACCAAAGCACAAUGGUGGCUGCCAGAUUUCAAACUACAUUGUACAGAAGAGAGAUACUACCACAACAACAUGGGAAAAUGUCAGCAUCAACUGUGCCAGAACCACCAUCAAAGUGCCUAGACUGAAGACUGGAGCGGAGUACCAGUUCAGGAUCAUUGCUCAGAACCGCUAUGGCAAGAGUCAUGGUCUAGAUUCAUCUUCCGUGGUUGCUCAGUACCCAUACAGAGAGCCAGGCCCUCCAGGCACUCCCUUCAUCUCUUCUCUCUCUAGGGACCACCAAAUUGUUGAGUGGCACGAACCUGUCUCAGAUGGAGGCAGUGCUGUCCUUGGCUACCAUCUUGAAAGGAAAGAGAGGAAUAGUAUUCUUUGGGUCAAGAUCAACAAGACACUUAUACAUGAGACUACUUUCAAGAGUCACCCCCUGGAGGAGGGUAUUGAGUAUGAAUACAGGGUUUAUGCUGAAAACAUUGUUGGCAUUGGCAGGUGCAGUAAGGUCUCAGAGGGCUGUGUUGCCCGUGACCCGUGUGAUCCUCCUGGUACACCAGAGGCCAUCCAUGUAACCAAAGAUACCAUUGUCAUCCAGUGGACUAAACCAGAGUAUGAUGGUGGCAGUAAUAUAACUGGCUAUACUGUGGAGAAGCGUGAUCUGCCAGAGGGCAGGUGGGUAAGGGCAAACUUUACCAAUGUGAUUGAGACCCAGUUCACUGUCACUGGACUGACUGAAAAUGCACAGUAUGACUUUAGAGUCAUUGCUAAAAAUGCUGUCGGCACCAUCAGUAAGCCAUCCUACAACAGCGGACCAAUCACUGCAAGUGAUAAGUUAGAGGCACCCAAAUUCUCCAUUGACCCUACAUUUACCAAGACCAUUAUCGUCAAUGCUGGAGAGACCUUUAAGCUGGAUGCUGAUGUCCGUGGCAAGCCACUCCCCACCAUCCAGUGGUUCAAGGAUGAAAAGAUAAUCGAGAAUACACUCAGACUAGAGAUUAAAAACACAGAGGACCGUGCAAUGAUUGUCAUUAAGGACUCUGUUAGAAUUGAUGGUGGAAUUUACACACUCCAGUUGACAAAUAUGGCUGGUAGUGAAACUGUUCCAUUCAACGUUGUGGUCCUGGACAGGCCUAGCCAAUGUGAAGGACCCCUUCACAUCACCGGAGUAGCUGAAGAUAGAUGCACACUGGUGUGGCGUGCCCCUCUACAUGAUGGAGGUAGUCCUAUUAAGCACUACGUAAUUGAGAGAAGAGAGACCAGUCGUCUAGCUUGGACAGUUGUUUCUAGCAGCUGUGAAACCACACGCUACAAAGUCACCAAAUUAUUGGAAGGCAAUGAGUAUAUGUUCCGUGUCAUGGCCGUUAACAGUUAUGGUGCCAGUGAGCCACUGGAGUCUAGUGGAGUGAUUAUGAAGACUCCAUUUGUUCCUCCUGGUCCACCUCAUAUUGAGGAUGUAUCAAACAUAGCUCAUGAUGGCAUGACUAUCACUUGGUCAGCCCCUGAGACAGAUGGUGGCAGUGAGAUUACCAAUUACAUAAUUGAAAAGAAGGACAGACAUGGAAUCAAAUGGACCAGAUGCAACAGACAGAAAGUCACUGAUCUCACCUUCAGAGUUACAGGCCUAUCCACCGGCCAUGAAUAUGAGUUCAGGGUGGCUGCAGAGAAUAUAGUUGGAGCAGGAGAGCCAAGCCUUCCUAGUUCAUACUACAAAGCCAGUGAUCCCAAGUACAAACCCGGUGCCCCAGCAUAUGUGAACGUAAUUGAUUCCACUAAGAGCUCCAUUACAGUGUCAUGGGGUAAGCCUCUCUCUGAUGGCGGUAGUGCCAUUCAAGGAUACAUUGUUGAAGUCUGCAAGGCUGAGGAGGAGGAAUGGACCAUGGUCACUCCCCCCACUGGCCUGCGUGUCAACAAAUAUGAAAUAACCAAACUUACUGAGAGUCAGGAGUAUAAGAUUCGGGUGUGUGCUUUGAACAAACUGGGAGUUGGUGAGCCAGCAGCUCUCUCUGGAACAGCUAAGCCAGAGGAAAGGGUGGACCCACCAGAGAUCCACCUUGACUCUGUGCUGAGGAAGGGCAUCACUUUGAAAGCUGGUGGAUCUGUGAGAAUCCAUAUUCCAUUCAAGGGCAGGCCAACACCUGAAAUUAAGUGGACUAAGGAUGAGGGACCCGUAACUGAAAAAGCAGUUAUUGAGAAAGCUCUUAACUUCACACAGUUGUCCAUUGACUCAUGUGACAGGGGUGAUUCAGGAAAAUACAUGCUGACCCUGACAAACAGCAGUGGCUCGGUGUCUGAGUUUGUUGCUGUUAAAGUCCUGGAUACACCUGGUGCCCCACAGAACCUUGUUGUUAAAGAAGUCAAAAAGGACUCAGUCAUUCUUGUAUGGGAUGCCCCACUGAUUGAUGGAGGUUCCAAAAUCAAGAAUUAUGUAAUUGACAAACGGGAAUCAACCAGAAAGGCAUAUGCAAAUGUGUCCAUGAAAUGCACGAAGACAACUUUCAAGGUUGAGAACUUGAUUGAAGGCGCUAUGUACUACUUCAGAGUCAUGGCUGAGAAUGAAUAUGGAAUCGGCCAGGCUGUUGAAACAAAGACUGCUUCGAAGGCCUCUGAGGUACCACUGCCUGUUGGAAAAAUCUUCCUCACUGAUGUCACCAAGGCCAGUGUCUCACUGGCCUGGGAGAAACCUGAGCAUGAUGGAGGUAGUAGAAUUGGUGGAUACCUAAUUGAGAUGCAACCCAAGGGUACAGAUAAGUGGGGAGUUGCAACAAAUACAAAGACAUGUGAGGGCACUGUCACAGGCCUCUCAGCAGGAGCAGAAUACCUAUUCCGUAUAAUUGCUUACAAUGAGAAGGGAAAGAGUGAGCCAAAGGCACUUGCUGCACCUGUUGUCGCCAGUGACAUGACCAUGGAGCCAAGCAUUAAGAUGCAAUUCAACACCUACAGUGUAUUAGCUGGAAAAGAUUUGAAGCUGGAGUUCCCUGUGCUUGGCAGGCCCAAACCUCGUGUUACCUGGAUGAAGGAUGGUCAGCCUUUGAAGGUGACAUCCAGGCUCAAUGUUUUACAAACUCCAACAACAACUGGAAUUCAAAUUACAGAGGCAUCCAAGGAGGACUUUGGCAAGUAUUCCAUUACAGCAACCAGCAAUGUCGGCACAAUCACUGAGGAUGUUACUGUCAUUAUCCUUGACAAGCCUGGUCCACCAAAAGGUCCAAUCAAGGUUGUUGAAGUGAGCAACACCUUUGUCCAUCUCUCCUGGGAGCCUCCAGAGUAUAUGGGCGGAUGCCAGGUAAAGAACUACAUAGUGGAGAAGAGAGACACUACCACCACAACAUGGCAGCCAGUCACCACGCAGCUUGCUAGAACAGCUUUUAAGGUCACCAAGCUGAAAACUGGUGCAGAAUACCAGUUCAGAAUCAUAGCUGAAAACAGAUAUGGAAAGGGUGUGUCUCUGGAUUCCAAGUCCAUUGUUGUUCAAUAUCCAUACAAACCACCAGGGCCUCCAGGAACACCAUUUGUCAAAUCUGCAACUAAGGAAAUGAUGAUAAUUGAAUGGAAUGAGCCAGUCAGUGAUGGUGGAAGUGCAGUUAUUGGUUACCAUCUAGAAAGCAAGGAGAGGAGCAGCAUCAUGUGGAACAAACUGAACAAGACUCUUAUCACUGAUACUCAAUUCAAGAUCUGCAAUCUUGAGGAGGGUAUUGGAUAUGAAUUCAGAGUCUAUGCUGAAAAUAUUGUUGGCAUUGGAAGAUGCAGUAAAGUAUCCGAGUCCUUUGUUGCUCGUGACCCAUGUGAUCCGCCCGGUGCUCCUGAAGCUGUAUCUAUUUCUAAGACCCAAAUAACGAUUCAGUGGACCAAGCCUCAGUAUGAUGGUGGCAGCAAAGUGAACGGCUAUAUUGUAGAAAGAAAAGAUCUUGCCUCCCCUGAUAAGCGCUGGGUAAGAGCUAAUUUCACUAAUAUAAUUGAGACUGAGUAUAUCGUCACUGGCCUGACAGAGAAUGAGCAAUAUGAAUUCAGAGUUGUUGCAAGAAAUGCAGCUGGAGUCUUCAGCGAGCCAUCUGAUAGCUCUGGACCUAUUACUGCUACUGAUGAAAUUGAACCACCCAGAGCCUCAAUGGAUCCCAAAUACAAGGAUGUUAUUUUUGUCAAUGCUGGAGAACACUUGCUUCUUGAUGCAGACAUUUAUGGAAAACCGAUUCCUGAAGUUGCCUGGCUAAAAGAGGGCAAGGAAAUGGAAAAAGCCCUGCGCAUUGAAGUGAAAACAACACAAAAACGUGCAGCCAUGACCAUUAAGGAUGUAACCAAACUUGAUGGUGGCCACUAUGACCUUGUUCUCAAAAAUCUGGGUGGUACAAAAACCUUCCCUAUCACUGUCAAAGUCCUUGAUAAGCCAGGUCCACCCAUUGGACCAAUGAACGUGACAGGAGUCAUGGCCGACAGGUGCAUCCUUUCCUGGUCUGAACCAGCUCAGGAUGGUGGGGCUAGCAUCACUCACUACAUUCUGGAGAAGAGAGAGACUAGCAGGUUGUCCUGGACAGUGGCUGCACCAAAUGUCAAGGGUCUGUUCUAUAAACUAACAAAUCUGCUCCCUGCAAAUGAAUACAUUUUCAGAGUCAGGGCAGUCAACAAAUAUGGUGCUGGUGAUUGUCUUGAGAGUGAACCCAUCAUUGCACGCAAUCCUUACAAGCCACCUUCAGCCCCUGGAACUCCAGAAGCAAGUCAGAUUACAAAGGACUCUAUGGUACUAUCAUGGACUGCUCCAGAACAGACUGGUGGAGCUGACAUUGAAGGCUACCACCUUGAAAAACGUGACAAAGAUAGUGUAAGGUGGACAAAAUGUAACAGACAAAAGCUAACUGACACACACUUGAAGGUCACAGGUCUAAUGACAGACCACUUCUAUGAGUUCCGUGUUGCUGCUGAGAAUGAGGCUGGAAUGGGAGAGCUUAGUGAACUGUCCCUAUUCUACAGAGCAUGUGAUGCCACAACACCCCCUGGACCUCCACACCAUCCUAAGGUAACAGACUACACAAAGUCUUCUGUGUCUCUGUCCUGGGGCAAACCUGACUUUGAUGGUGGUGCCUACAUAAAAGGUUACAUUGUUGAAAUGAGGGAGUAUACACCAGUGCCUGAAUCAACAGAGGAGACAGAAGUAGCCCCAACAGUGGAAAAAGAGUGGACCAUGUGCACUCCACCCACUGGCAUUCAAGCCACUAAACUCUCUAUCACAGACCUGAAGGAGGGUGGAGAGUAUCAGUUCCGUGUCUGCGCUAUCAAUUCUGAGGGAGUGGGGGAGGCUGCUAACGUCCACAGCACUGUGGUUACUUCUGACAGGGUAGAAGCACCAGAGAUUGAGCUGGAUGCUGAUCUCAGAAAGGUGGUGUCUGUGCGUGCUGGUGGAACUCUGCGUCUGUUUGUCACCAUCAGGGGAAGGCCUGAACCUGCUGUGAAAUGGGAGAAGGUUGAGGGUACUCUCACAGAGCGUGCUGCAAUUGACACCACCAGUUCAUACACCAUGCUUGUCAUUGACAAUGUUAAUCGCUUUGACAGUGGCAAGUACUCCCUAACACUUGAGAACAGCAGUGGUUCAAAAUCAGCUGUUGUUGCAGUGAGAAUUUUGGACACACCAAGUGCACCACAAAACUUUGCUGUGAAGGAGCUCAAGAAGGACUCUGUGACUCUUGCCUGGGAUACACCACUCACUGAUGGUGGUUCUAAAAUCACAAACUACAUUGUAGAGAAGAGAGAGUCUGUCAGGAAGGCCUAUACUACAGUCACCAGCAACUGCAUGGCCAACUCAUUCAAGAUUGAAGAUCUGCCUGAGGGUGGCAUUUUUUACUUCAGAGUUUGUGCUGUAAAUCAGUAUGGCCAAGGACAGAUGGUUGAAACCAAAGAAGUCAAAGUGGCUGAGGUACCACUGCCACCAAGCAAGGUUAGCCUUGUGGAUUUGACAAAGACCAGUGUGUCACUGGCAUGGGAAAAACCUGCUCAUGAUGGUGGAAGCAAAGUCAUGUGUUACAAUGUAGAAUUUAUGCCUAAGAGGGGAGACAAAUGGGGCACAGCAUGCACAGCCAAGGGGCUAGAAGCAACUAUUCCUAAUCUGACUCCUAAUGAAGCCUAUUUAUUCAGAGUUAUUGCAAUCAAUGAGAAAGGAAAGAGUGAGCCAAAGGAUCUUGGCUUGCCUGUGGUUGCAAAGGAUGUUGCAAUUGAACCAUCUGUCAACUUACUAUUUACCACAUACAGUGUGAAGGCUAAAGAUGACCUCAUUGUUGAGGUUCCUGUAAGAGGCAGACCAAAGCCUGUUGUAUCCUGGAAGAAGGAUGGCCUUCCUUUGAAGCAAACAUCAUCAGUGACCCUUGAAAGAACUGCAACCUCAACCAAAAUUAUCAUCAAAGACGCUAACAAAGAACAUGUUGGCAAGUAUGAACUCACCCUGGCCAACUCAGCAGGAACUGUCACAGCAGAUAUUGGAAUUGUUGUUCUUGAUAAACCAGGUCCACCUAAGGCUGUUAAGGUGGAUUCUGUUACGUCAGACAGCAUCACGCUGUCCUGGUCUCCACCAGAUUACGAUGGUGGCUGCUCCAUCAGUAACUAUAUUGUGGAGAAGAGAGACACAAACACACAAGAAUGGCAGAUGGCAGCAAGUAACAUUGCCAGAACAUCUUUCAAGGCUGGCCGCCUGACACAUGGAUCAGAGUACCAGUUCCGCAUAUAUGCAGUCAACCGUUAUGGAAAGAGUGUGUAUGUAGAUUCACCUGGAAUCACUGCUCAGUAUACUUUCAGACAACCCGGACCUCCCUCCACGCCUAUAGUGAAAUUGGCCACGAAGUCUUACAUGGUGGUGACUUGGAAUGAGCCAGUCAAUGAUGGUGGUAGUCCUGUUGUGGGCUACCAUCUGGAGAGGAAGGAGCGUUCUAGCAUUCUUUGGACAAAGAUGAAUAGAGGAAUGAUCAAAGAUACAGAAUACAAAGUCAAUGGAGUUGAAGAGGGCAUGAUGUAUGAAUACCGUGUCUAUGCUGAAAAUAUUUCUGGUAUUGGUAAAUGCAGCAAGGCCUGUGAAGCUGUAGCAGCCAGAGAUCCAUGUGAUCCUCCAGGCACACCUGUGGUCACUGCUAUUACCAGAACAUCUGUUUCCUUGUCUUGGGAUAAACCAGAGUAUGAUGGUGGAGCCAAGGUUACUGGCUACACCAUUGAACGCAGAGACCUUCCUGCAGGACGCUGGACAAGGUGCAACUUCACCAAUGUGCCUGAGACCCACUAUGAGGCAACAGGCCUUGUAGAGAACAGCCAGUAUGACUUCCGUGUCAUUGCUAAGAAUGCAGCUGGAUUGUUCAGUGAACCAUCUGACAACACUGGCCCCAUCACUGUCAAGGAUGAUGUGGAUCCACCGCGCAUCAUGAUGGAUGUCAAGUUCAGAGAGACAUUGCUUGUGAAAGCAGGAGAAACUCUGAAGAUUAAUGCUGACCUUGCUGGACGCCCCGCCCCUGUCAUUUCCUGGACCAAGGAUGGCAAAGAGAUUGAGCUGAGAGCCAGAAUCCAGAUUGUUUCAACUGAUACUAGCACUUCUGUCAUUGUGAAGGAUUGCAUUAGAAAAGAUUCUGGACAGUAUGCCCUGACUCUACAGAAUAUUGGUGGAACAGUAACAAUGCCAAUAAACUGUGUGAUUCUAGAUAAGCCAGGACCCUCAGCAGGACCUCUGCAGAUCACAGGUCUCACAUCUGAUUCAUGCACUCUGUCAUGGGGCCCUCCUCAGGAGACUGGUGGUGCUGAUAUCACACAUUAUGUUGUUGAGAAGCGUGACACCAGCCGCUUGGCAUGGACAGUGGUGAAGGGAGAAGUCACAAAAACAUACCUCAAAGUCACAGGACUGCUUAAGGGAGAUGAAUAUAUCUUCAGGGUUUUGGCUGUCAACAAGCAUGGACUUGGUGAGGCUCUGGAGAGUGAUGCUGUAAAGAUUACAGAUCCAUACACUGUUGCCGCUGCUCCAACGAAUGUUGACGUCACUACCAUAACUGGAGAUUCAAUGACCCUCACCUGGUGCAAGCCACCCAGUGAUGGAGGCAGCCCUAUCACUGGAUAUGUGAUUGAGCGCCGUGAGAAGACGGGUAUGCGCUGGGUCCGUGUGAACAGAGAUCCAGUUGUUGAAUGUACCACAGUUGCAACCAAACUACGUAAGGGCUGUGAGUAUGACUUCAGAGUCUAUGCUGAAAAUGCUGCUGGUCUGAGUCCUCCAAGUGAACGAUCUGCAACAUUCAGAGCACUAGAUCCUUUGGUUGCUCCCUCUCGCCCAACCAAGCCAAAGAUCGUGGAUUCAACCAAGGCCAGUGUGUCCAUUGUCUGGAAACCACCAGCAGAUGAUGGUGGUGCUCCCAUCCUUGGAUACAGUGUAGAAUACAGAGACUACAUCCGCAAACCAAAGCCAGAGGUUGAGGAAGAAGAGGAAGAAUAUGAGGAGGAGGAAGAGGAAGUGCCUGAAUCACCCGAAGAAUUAGCAAGAUGGGUUGAAGCUAUCCCUCUUACCAAAAGCUUGGAGUUCACAGUUACUGGACUUAAGACAGAUGCAGAAUAUGAAUUCUGUGUCAAGGCAAUAAACAAAGUUGGCAGCAGUGUGCGUAGCCCAUAUUCAGAUGGAGCUGCAGCAAAGGACAGAACUGCAGAGCCAUCAUUUGAUGUUGAUAUUGAGAUGCGUAAAGUACUUAUUGUCAAGCAUGGCACAGCAUUUACUCUCAAUGUACCAUUCAAGGGCAAACCUGUGCCUUCAGUGGCAUGGGCCAAGGAGGGCAUUGAUCUGAAGGUCAGAGGUACCAUUGAAUCAACAGAAAAUAGUACUUCACUGACCAUUGAGAAGUCAUCCAGAAAUGACUCUGGGGAGUACUGCGUCACUCUUGAAUCAUCAUUGGGAAAAGCAACAUUGCCUGUGGUUGUCAAGGUGCUUGACUCUCCUGGACCUCCUGUCAAUGUCAAAGUUUCAGCGGUGACCAGGGAUUCUGCAACCCUCACUUGGGAACUUCCAGAGAAUGAUGGUGGUGAUGCAGUGAAGGCCUACCAUGUUGAAAAACGCGAGGCCAGUAAGAAGGCCUGGGUGACUGUGACCAGCAACUGCCGCACACUGACAUACAAGGUAGAAGACUUGCAAGAGGGUGCUGUGUAUUACUUCAGAGUUAUUGGAGAAAAUGAGCAUGGAGUGGGUGUCCCUCAGGAGGCCAAGGCUGGAACAAAGAUCACAGAGGUACCAAGUCCACCCAUGAAACUUGGAGUUGCAAAUGUUACCAAGGACAGCGUUACGAUUGCCUGGACAAGACCAGAAUACGACGGUGGUAGCAGAGUCACUGGUUACCUCAUCGAUGCCCUGGAGAAGGGACAGACCAAGUGGGUGAAGUGUGCCACUGUGAGGACCAUGACCCACACGAUCAAGAGCCUGAGGGAGUGUGCCGAGUACUACUUCAGAGUCCGCGCGGAGAACCAUGCUGGACUCAGUGAACCGAAGGAGAUGAUUGUUCCUGUUAUUGUCAAGGAAAUACAUGAGGCACCAGAGUUUGACCUAAAGAACUACCCCAAGAAUACAGUUUAUGUGAAAGCAGGAUCCGACCUGACCUUCGAGAUUCCUCUCACCGGCAGGCCCAUGCCUAAGGUGACAAUGUCCAAGAACAAUGUUGUCAUUAAGGGAUCCAAGAGGCUGCUAACAGAAGUAACUCCAGACAGUUUAAUCAUCACCCUAACUGAAAGCAUUUCAAGUGACGCUGGCAAAUAUGAAGUCACUGCCUCAAAUCCGGGAGGUACCACCAAGAUCCCCCUUAUUUUUGUUGUGCUGGACAAACCUGGACCUCCUGUAGGUCCAGUCGAGGUCGGAGAGGUCGGAGAGACCACAGCGUGUCUGAAAUGGGGUCUUCCAGAGUAUGAUGGUGGCAGUCCUGUUACCAACUACAUUGUUCUGAAACGUGAAACCAGCACUCCUACCUGGGCAGAGGUGUCAACUACCAUUGCCAGAAGUGCAAUCAAAGUGACUAAGCUGACCAAAGGAGAAGAGUAUCAGUUCAGAAUCAAGGCUGCGAAUCGCUUCGGUGUCAGUGACCAUAUUGACAGCAAGCCAGUCAUGAUAAAGCUUCCAUACACCAUCCCUGGACCUCCAUCCACACCAUGGCUCAGCUUUGUCUCUAGAGAGAGUCUGACAGUCUGCUGGAAUGAGCCGGUCAAUGAUGGUGGAAACCCUGUAAUUGGAUACCAUCUCCAGAUGAAGGAGAGGAGCAGCAUCCUCUGGCAGAAGAUCAAUAAGACAGCAAUCUCAGGAAACCAGUGGCGAGUCACAAACAUCUGUCCUGGCCUCAUCUAUGAAUUCAAGGUGGCAGCAGAAAAUGCCGCCGGAAUUGGAAAGAUGAGCAAGACCUCUGAAGAGGUGCUUGCUAUUGAUGCUUGCGAGCCCCCAGCAAAUGUCCAUAUCACAGAAGUCACCAAGAACUCAGUCAGCCUUGCCUGGCAGAGACCUCCAUUUGAUGGUGGCAGCAAGAUAACAGGCUACAGUGUGGAGAGGAGGGAAGCUCCCAGUGGCAGAUGGGUGAAGGCCAACUUCACAAACAUUAUUGACCUGGGCUUUACUGUAUCCGGACUGACCCAGGAUGAGUCUUACGAGUUCAGAGUUUUCGCCAAGAAUGCUGUUGGAUCUGUCAGCAACCCAUCUCUCAUUGCCGGCCCAGUCACUUGUGUUGAUGCAUGUGGUGCCCCAGCCAUUGACCUUCCUCCAGAGUAUCUGGAUGUGGUUCAGUACAAGGCUGGAGCUUCAGUUAAGCUUAGAGUUGGAAUCAUUGCCAAGCCUCUGCCAACAAUUGAGUGGCUCAAGGAUGGAAAGGAGCUGGUGCCAACCUCUACCCUGUCUGUUGAAAGCACAACUGACACUUCUGCUGUUCUGAUCAAGGAUGCAUCUCGCUUCGACACGGGCUCAUAUGAGAUCAAGAUCAAGAAUGUUCUUGGCUCAGCAUCUGCAACCAUCAGGAUUGAAAUCCUAGACAAACCUGGACCCCCGGCAGGUAUCGUUAACUUCAACUCUGUCACGGAAGACAGGAUCAUCUUCAGCUGGGAGCCUGUGCCUGAGUCUGACCAGGGAGGUUUCAAGGUGACCCACUACAUUGUUGAGAGGCGCGAAACCAGUCGAGUGGUCUGGUCCACAGUUUCAGACCGGCAUGAGCAAACACACAUAACAGCCAGCAAGCUAAUGCGUGGAAAUGAGUAUGUGUUCCGCGUAAUGGCUGUUAAUAAGAUUGGAGUUGGAGAGCCACUGGUAUCGGAGCCGGUCAUUGCUAAGAACGCCUUUGUAACUCCUGGGCAGCCUCACACUCCUGAGGUAAAUAUCAUCACUAAGUCCACCAUGGUGGUGGAAUGGGACAAACCAGGUGUAGAUGGAGGUAGCCCUGUUACAGGCUACUAUCUGGAGAGACGUGAUAAGAAGAGCUUGCGCUGGAUUAGAGUUUACAAAGACCCUGUCAAAAACAUCAAACAGACAGUCUACCAUCUGACAGAAGGAAAUGAGUACCAAUAUCGCGUCUGUGCCAUUAACAAGGCUGGAGAGGGACCAUUCUCUGAUGCAUCAGACUACUACAAGGCUGCUGACCCAGUUGAUCCACCUUAUGAGCCUUGCAAGCUGAAGGUGGUGGAUUCCACCAAGACAUCCAUCACCUUGGGCUGGUCCAAGCCAGAAUGGGAUGGAGGCAGUGAGAUCACCAGCUACAUGGUGGAGAAGCUUGUUGAGGGAGAGGUGGAAUGGGCUAUGAUCACCUCCAAGGGAGAGGUCAAGACAACAGAGUACAUAGUUCACAACCUAAAACCAGAUGUCAACUACUUCUUCAGAGUGUCGGCAGUCAACUGUGCUGGCCGUGGAGAACCUCUGGAGAUGACUGAGCCUGUGCAAGCCAAGGAUAUCCUGGAGGAGGCCCAGAUUGACACAGAUGUAGCCAUGAGAACUCACUAUAUUGUUAAGGCUGGGAAAGAUGUGGAGCUCUCUGUUCCUCUAAAGGGCAGACCUGCUCCCACUGCUUCUUGGAGUAAGGGAGAAGAAUGCAUCGAUCGUGACCCCAAAUAUGAAUUCCACCACUCAGACACUACCACAGUCCUUGUUAUGCGUGAGGUUACCAGGCUUGACACUGGAAAGUACACAGUGAAGAUAGAGAAUGGUGUUGGAGAGCCAAAGAUCCUAACCCUGUCUGUGAAGGUUCAGGAUACUCCAGCUCAGUGCAGGAACCUGGUCCUGAAGGAUGUGACCCGUGGAAAGGUCACUCUCUGCUGGGAGCCUCCACUCCUUGAUGGCGGUGCUGAGAUCACAAACUACAUUGUUGAAAAGAGGGACUCCUCCAAGAGAUCCUUCUCUGCAGUGACAAACAAAUGCACAGACACUACAUAUACCCUUGAAGACCUCUCAGAGAAGACAUCCUACUUCUUCCGUGUGUUAGCAGAGAAUGAGAAUGGUGUAGGUGAUCCAUGUGAAACAGUUGAGCCUUUGAAGGCCACAGAGACUCCAGGACCAGUCAAGGAAGUUUCCAUGAAGGAUUCGUCCAAGACUUCUAUCACUCUGCAGUGGCUGAAGCCAGAUUACGAUGGCGGCAGCAUCAUCUCUGACUACGCGAUUGAGAAGAAGCUCAAGGGCGAGGACUGGUCAAUGGCAGGAACCAGCAGGCAAUGUGAGUUUGAGGUCAAGAAACUCAAGGAGCACUCAGAAAUGUUCUUCAGAGUUGCCGCCAGGAAUGAGAAAGGACGGGGUGACUUUGUUGAGAUUGGGCCUAUCAAGGUCAUUGAGUACCUUAUCACACCUGAGGCAAACCUUUCAGAGUACCCACAAGGCCGCAUUAAUGUUCGUCUGGGUCACAAUGUGCACAUUGAGCUGCCAUACAAAGGUAAACCCAAACCCUCCAUUCUGUGGCUGAAGGACAACCUGCCUCUGAAGGAGAGCGACCAAAUCCGCUUCAAGAAGACAGAAAACAGAGCCACUCUAAUGAUUAAGAAUGUGAAGAAGGAGAAUGAGGGUAAAUACACCCUGACACUUGACAAUUUGGUCAACAGGAAAUCCUUCCAUGUCCAUGUCAUCACACUUGGACCACCAUCAAAGCCUGUUGGACCCAUCCGCUUGGAUGAAGUGAGAGCUGAGAGCAUCAUGAUCUCCUGGGAAGAACCCGAUGACGAUGGUGGUGGAGACAUCACCUGCUACAGUGUAGAGAAGCGUGACACCUCCCAGCCCGACUGGAAGAUGGCCUGCUCCAGUGUAACAGGUACUCAGUUCAAGAUCCCCAACCUGAUCAAGGGUGUCCAGUACCAGUUCAGAGUGUGUGCUGAGAACAGAUAUGGUGUCAGCGAGCCUCUGGUCUCACAGAUGGUCAUCGCCAAGCACCAGUUCAGGCCCCCAGGCCCACCAGGCAAGCCUUUCGUUUACAAUGUCACCAAUGACGGCAUGUCCAUCCAGUGGGACAAGCCCAUCUAUGACGGUGGUACCCCCAUCCAGGGCUUCCAUGUGGAGAAGAAGGAAAAGAACAGCAUCAUGUGGCAAAAAGUGAACACUAUGCUGAUUAAAGAAACAGAAUACAGGAUCCUGGAGCUCAUUGAGGGCCUUGAGUACUCCUUCAGAGUCUAUGCCCAGAAUGAUGCUGGCUUCAGCCGAAUGAGUGAUGAGAGCAAGCCAGUCAUGGCUGUCAGUCCUGUUGAUGCUCCUGGCCAGCCUGACUACAUUGAUGUGACCAGUGACUCAGUGACACUGAAGUGGGAUGCCCCCAAACAUGAUGGUGGUAGCAAGAUUACCAGCUACAGCAUCGAGAAACGCCAAGGACAAGGCCGCUGGUUCAAGGCCAACUUGACUGAAGUACAUGACUGCCAGCACACUGUCACUGGAUUGGCAACAAAUGAACGCUAUGAGUUUAGAGUGACAGCCAGAAAUGCCAUUGGUGUCGUUAGUCCGCCCUCCAACUCCUCUGGCAUGAUUGUGGUCAGAAGUGAGAAUGCUGCUCCAAUUAUUGAGUUUGGCGCAGAGUACUUUGAGGGUUUGACAGUCAAGGCAGGAGACCACAUCAGGCUGAAGGCGACCAUCACUGGACGCCCUGUUCCUAAGGUCGUUUGGUUCAGAGACGGUGUGGAAGUUACCAAAAAGAUGAUGGACAUAAUCACUGUGGCUGGAUCCAGCACCCUGUUUGUCAGAGAUGCUGAUCGUACACACCGGGGCCUCUACACUGUCGAGGCUACCAACGGAUCUGGAAGCAAGAAGCUGGACAUCCUUGUUCAAGUUCAAGACACACCUGGGGAGCCGGUAGGACCCAUCACUUUCAGCAACAUCUCAGAGGGUAAGUGCACUCUGUCUUGGAACCCACCUGAGAACGACGGCUGCUCUGAGAUCUCACAUUACAUCAUUGAGAAGCGCGAGACUGCCAAGAUCUCCUGGGCUUUGGUGACUGAUGAAUGUAAGGAUUGCUUUUUCAACGCAACAAAGCUCAUCAAGACCAAUGAGUACCAGUUCAGGGUCUCUGCUGCUAACAAGUUUGGAGUUGGCAGGCCUUUGGAAUCCAGCCCCAUCAUUGCACAGAUGCAAUACACUACUCCUGAUGCUCCAGGCACUCCUGAUGCUACUGAGGUGACGGGAGAGACCAUCACCCUUUCCUGGACUUCUCCAACAUCUGACGGAGGAAACCCCAUUCAGUAUUACAUCUUAGAGAAACGAGAAAAGAAGACUGUCCGGUUCUACAAGGUGAUUACCAAGAAGCCCAUCAUUGAAUGUGCUCACAGGGUGCCCAAUCUGACAGAGGAUAUGGAAUACGAGUUCCGUGUGAUGGCCGUAAAUGACGCUGGUGUUGGAGCUCCUAGCAACAUCUCACUACCCAUCAAAGCCGCUGAGCCAAAGGAUAUUCCUUGUGCUCCAUCUGUGGUUUGUGUGUGCGAUUCCACUAAUACUUCCAUCAGCCUGGAAUGGUCCAGGCCUGCUGAUGAUGGAGGCAUGGAGAUUCUAGGCUACAUUAUUGAGAUGGUAAAGGGACAAGAGACCGAAUGGAAGAGAGUAAAUGAGGAGCUGGUGGCAGUAACAAAUUACACGGCGAUUGGUCUACAGACAGGAGCCGAGUACAAAUUCCGUGUCGCAGCUGUGAAUCAUGUGGGUAGAGGUGAGAACCGAGAGAUUCCAGAGCCUGCUCAGGCUGUAGACAGACUAACACCACCACAGGUGGAUAUUGACGCCACCUUCAAGCAGACACACAUUGUCAAGGCUGGAGGCUCAGUGUGCUUGGGCAUUCACUUCAGAGGAAAGCCAAUGCCUAAUGCCACCUGGGUGAAGGAGGAAGGGCAGCUGGGUGUCAUGUCAGAGGUCACAACUACAGAUGGCUACAGUUCUCUAAGCAUUGAAAACUGCUCAAGAAAUGAUACAGGAAAAUAUACUGUUAACCUGGAAAACUCUAGUGGCAGCAAGGCCAUUACAUUCACUGUAAAAGUGAUGGACUCUCCUGGACCUCCACAGGCUGUUGCCUUCAAGGAGGUGUCCAGAGGCUCAGUCACACUUGUCUGGGAGCCUCCUCUCAAUGACGGUGGUGCCAGAAUCCAGCAUUAUAUUGUGGAGAGACGUGAGGCUAGUCGCCGCACUUGGCAGCAGUCUGGUGGGAAGUGCACGCAGCGUAUCCUUAAGAUCCAGGACCUGCUGGAGGGAGUGCCAUACUUCUUCAGAGUCUCAGCAGAGAACCAGCAUGGUGUGGGUGAGGCAUUUGAGAUCACUGAGCCUGUCAUUGCCACCGCAGAGCCAGCAGCUCCAAAGAGAAUGGACAUCCUGGACACCACAGAUAACUCUGUGUCACUGGGAUGGCUGAAACCAGAGCAUGAUGGCGGUAGCCGCAUCCAGGGUUAUAUCAUUGAAGCUAAGCCAAAGGGUGCAGACAAAUGGGUUGUGAUUGGCAACACCACCAAUCUCACUUAUGUGGUUGAAAAGCUCAACAAGGGUGAUGAAUAUGACUUCCGUGUGAAGGCCAAGAAUGAGUCUGGCUACAGCUUGCCCAGGGAAACUCUGGCUCCUGCGCUGGUCAAAGAGCCUCACAUUGAACCUGCUGCUGACCUCAGUGAGCUCACCAAUCAGCUCAUCACAUGCAGGUCUGGCAGUUCCUUUACCAUUGAUGUUCCCAUCAGUGGUAGACCUGCUCCUACGGUAACCUGGAAGCUGGAAGAGAUGAGGCUAAAGAGCACAGACAGAGUCUCCAUCAAAGUAACGAAGGACAGAGCCAGCAUCACAGUCAAGGAGGCCAUGAGAGGAGAUGGUGGUAAAUACUACCUGACUCUGGAGAAUGUGGCAGGAACCAGGACCUUCACUGUUGAAGUUAAUGUCACAGGAAGACCCAGUCCUCCAACCGGACCCAUCGAAAUCUCAUCCAUCACCUCUGUGUCCUGUGUCCUUAACUGGCAACCACCAGAUGAUGAUGGAGGCACUGAUAUCACCAACUACAUCGUGGAGAAGCGUGAGUCUGGCUCCACAGCCUGGCAGCUGAUCAACUCCAGCGUGAGGGGCACAACUCUUGAUGUCAGUCACUUGACCAAGUACAUGCAGUACACAUUCAGGGUCUCUGCUGAGAACAGAUUUGGUGUCAGCAAGCCCACUGAGUCUAAGACUAUUGUCGCAGAGCAUCCUUUCACACCUCCUGGCCCACCAACAAGGCCUACAGUCUUUAACGUCACUGCUAAUACAAUGACCAUGAAAUGGGAGGAGCCUUACAGUGAUGGCGGAAGCAAAGUGACAGGAUACUGGAUUGAGAAGAAGGAGAGGAACAACAUCCUGUGGGUGAGGGAGAACAAGAUCCCUUGCUUUGAGUGCUACUAUAAGGUGGAAGGUCUGGUUGAAGGCCUGGAGUACCAGUUCAGGGUGUAUGCCAUGAACAGUGCUGGGUUGAGCAAAGCCAGCGAGGCCUCCAAGGGAGCAGUUGCUCAAAACCCAGUUGAUCCACCAAGCAAACCAGAAGUCACAAAUGUCACAAGAACCACUGUGUCGCUCAAAUGGUCAGCUCCACUGUAUGAUGGUGGCAGUCCCAUUGUGGGCUACAUCAUUGAGCGUAAGCCGUACACUUUGGCCGGUGAGGGCCGCUGGCUCAAAUGUAACUACACCAAUGUGACAGACACUUUCUUCACUGUUACCGCCCUGGGAGAGGGAGAGCCCUAUGAGUUCAGGGUCAUUGCUAAGAAUGCUAACCAGGUCCUCAGCAUUCCCUCGGUAUCCACCGGCUCUGUGCAAUGCAAGACCGACUUCGAGCCUCCAAAGGCCCAGCUGGACAGCAAGCUCCUGUCCGAAACUGUCAGGGUCAGAGCUGGUUCAGACCUGGUUCUGGACGCUGCUGUAGGAGGCAGGCCUGACCCCAAGGCUUCCUGGUCAAAGGGCAGUAGGGAUCUAGAGUUGUGUGAAAAGUACCACCUGCAGUACACUCCCACCAGGGCCAUGGCCAUCAUCAAGUUCUGCGACAGAGAUGACACUGGAAAGUACAUCCUCACUGUCAGGAACGUAAGCGGAACCAAGACUGCUGAGGUCAAUGUCAAAGUACUUGACACCCCUGGAGUAUGUGAAGGCAGCAUUGAGAUCAGCAAGAUCACAGAGGAGUCCUGCACGCUGAGCUGGAAGCCUCCUCUUGAGGAUGGCGGCGAUGACAUCUCCCACUACAUGGUGGAGAGGCGCGACACCAACAGACUCAACUGGGUCAUCAUGCAUGCCGAGUGCAAGGAACUCACCUGCAACAUCACCGGACUGUUCAAGAACACAGAGUACCUGUUCAGAGUCCGAGGCGUCAACAAGUAUGGAGAAGGAGUCAACCUCCAGUCAGAACCCAUGGUUGCCAGAAACACUUUCACCGUGCCAUCUCCUCCUGGUGCUCCAGAGAUCUUGGCAUCAGGAAAGGACUUUGCCACCAUUGAGUGGUUGAAGCCAGAGAGCGACGGUGGCAGCCCGCUGAUCCACUAUCUGGUGGAGAGGCGCGAGAGAAAGAGUGCUCGCUGGGUGAAGGUGAACAGGGACGGAGCUCAUUUGGACACCACAUUGAAGGUGUCUGGUUUGACCGAAGGCAACAUCUACCAGUUCAGAGUGACAGCCAUCAACAAGGCCGGAGAGAGCGAAGCCAGCGAGGUUUCUCUGUAUGUUGUCUGCAGAGUCCCAACAUGCACCCCUGCUCCUCCUUCCAUUCCCCGUAUCACUGACACCCACGCUGACAGCAUCAGCCUGGCCUGGUCCCGCCCCGUGGAGGACGGAGGAGCUGAUGUGAUGGGCUAUAUCCUGGAGAUGCAGGAAGCCGGAGCAGAGGAAUGGAAGAAGGCCCAUGAAAAGACCUUGCGUGCUACAGAAUACACUGUGACCGGACUUUCUGCAGGCAAGAAGUACUGCUUCAGAGUGGCUGGCAUCAACAUCAAUGGUACAGGAGACUUCAGUGAACCAUGUACUGAGACUGAGCCAGUUGAAAGAAUUGAAACUCCUGACUUCGAGCUCCACGAUGACCUGAAAAAGACCAUCUGCCUGCGUGCUGGAGGAUCCCUCCGCCUGUUUGUUAAUGUCAGCGGUCGUCCCACUCCCACCAUCACUUGGAGCAAGCCUGAUGUUGACCUCCAUAACAGAGGAUUCAUUGAUGUCACCAGCACAUCCACCACACUCAUCAUUGAUAGGGUCCACCGCUACGACGCUGGCAAGUACACACUGGUGGCUGAGAAUUCUGCCGGGAAACAGGAAGUCAGCAUUCUGGUCAAGGUCUAUGAUACUCCUGGACCAACUGGACCUAUCAAGAUCAAGGAGCUGACCAAGGAGUCUGCAACUAUUUCCUGGGAAGCCCCAACUGUGGAUGGCGGUGCUCCUGUCAACAACUACAUCAUUGAGAGGCGUGAGGCGUCUAUGAGAGCCUACAAGACUGUCACAUCCAAGUGCAGUAAGACAUCUUACAAGAUAGAUGGCCUGAUGGAGGGCAUGCUGUACUACUUCCGGGUCCUCCCUGAGAACAUCUAUGGUAUUGGUGAGCCCCGCGAGACUCCUGAUGUCGUCCUGGUUUGCGAGGUGCCUCUGCCGCCACAGAAACUGGAGAUGAUUGAUGUCACCAAGACCACCGUCACCCUGGGCUGGGAAAAGCCUGAGCAUGAUGGUGGCAGCAGGCUGACGGGUUACAUCAUUGAAGCCUGCAAGUUCGGCACAGACAAGUGGAUGAAGGUGGCCACACUGAAGACCACAGACUUUGAGCACAUUAUCGAUAAGCUGAAUGAGGGCGAGCAGUACUUGUUCAGAAUCAGAGCAAUCAACAGCAAAGGAGCCAGCGAGCCCAAAGAGCUUGUUACAGCCAUCACUGUACAGGAACAGAGAGUGAUGCCUGUGGUGGACUUCUCCAGCAUUCCUCAGAAGGUUAUCAAUGUCUUGGCUGGCAAGACUCUGGAGCUGGACCUGCCCAUCAUUGGCCGGCCUCCUCCCGUCUGCUCCUGGUACUUCAAAGAUAACAAAGUCAAAAUCACAGACCGUGUCAAGAUCAAGAGCACUGGCAAAUUCUCCAAACUUACCAUGUCUGACACCACUAUCGACGACAGUGGUGACUACACCCUGGAGGUGAAGAACGCCGUUGGUGUUAUCUCUGAGGUCAUCAAGGUCAUCAUCCUCUCUAAACCUGAUGAACCACAGGGACCUAUCAGGUUUGAUGAGGUCGAUGCUACCUUCGUCAGCUGCAGCUGGGAUCCUCCGGCCAGACAAGGCGGAGCUCCCAUCAGUGGCUACGUGGUGGAGCAGCGCGACGCUCACAGACCUGGCUGGGUGCCUGUCUGUGAAUCUGUUAGCCGACCAACCUUCAAGUUUGAAAACCUGAUCGAGGGGGAUGAAUAUGUCUUCCGUGCUGCUGCCAUAAAUCGCUACGGCACUGGAGAGUUCCUGCAGUCUGAGAUCGUCACCUGUAGGAGCAUGAAGAAUGCGCCUGGACCUCCUGGCCGUCCAACCGUCUUUGAUGUUUCUCGUGACGGCAUGACCGUGGCCUGGAACCCACCUGAUGAAGACGGUGGCCUUGAGGUUUCUGGAUACAUUAUUGAGCGUAAAGAAGUCAGGUCUGACAGAUGGGUGCGUGCCAACAAGAAUCCCAUCACCAUGACCAGAUACAGAUCGACAGAGCUGAUCGAAGGCCUGGAGUAUGAACAUAGAAUCACCGCCAUUAAUGCCAGAGGAGUGGGCAAACCAAGUCUGCCAUCCAAACCAGCAGUGGCAACAGAUCCCAUUGAUCCACCUGGCUGUCCUCAGAACCCGAGGAUCACCGAUACCACCAAAUCCUCCGUGUCACUGGCUUGGAGUCCUCCCGAUGAGGAGGGAGACGCAAGGGUGGACGGUUACUUGAUUGAGAUGCAGAAGGUGGGCACCAUGGCCUGGAUCAAGUGCAACACCUCACCAUCUCUGAUCUGCGAGUACACGCUGACCAAAAUGCCACAAGGAGAGGAGUUCAAAUUCCGUGUGAUGGCCUGCAAUGCCGGCGGCUGUGGAGAGCCUGCUGAAGUUCCUGGAACUGUUGUUGUGACAGAGAUGCUUGAGUCUCCUGACUAUGACCUGGAGCUGAAAUACAAAGACGUGUACGUGGUACGUCAUGGAGGCGUGAUCAGACUCUCUGUACCCAUCAAGGGUAAACCUCAUCCAACCUGCAAGUGGUCCAAAGAUAGCGGUCCAGUCUCCACCAAGGCCAUGAUUGCCUCCACAGAGGAUGCCAGUGAGCUGGUGAUCAAGGGAGCUGAGAGAAGUGACUCUGGCGUGUAUGACCUCCUCCUAGAGAAUAAGGUUGGCAAGAAGAAAGCCCAGAUCAAGGUGAAGGUCAUUGGCCGCCCAAGUGCUCCAGAGGGACCAACAGUCUUUGAAGAAAUCCAGGCUAACUCUGUCAAGGUGUCCUGGAAGGUGCCCAAGGAUGACGGUGGCUCAGAGAUCCUGGGUUACAUCGUAGAAAGACGUGAGGCAGCCAGAAACGCAUGGUACACUGUGGACUCUAGAGUGACUGACACUCAGCUGGUUGUUAAGGGCCUGAAGGAGGGAACAGAGUACCACUUCAAGGUCACAGCUGAAAACGCCUUUGGUAUCAGCGCCUCUCUGAAGUCAGACAAACCACUGGUGCCCACGACUCCUCUCUGUCCCCCUGAGCCUUCAGGCACUCCACCAGAGAUCAUGGAUGUUACCAAGAGCUCUGUGGCACUGGCCUGGUCCAGACCAAAGGACGAUGGUGGUUCUGCCAUCACUGGCUACUUUGUUGAAUACAAGGUGGUGUCAGCUGAGACAUGGUCCCGCCACCAGACCAAGAUCACCUCCACCAUGUUUACUCUGCCUGGACUCACCCCCGAUGCAGAGUACCAGUUCCGCAUUGUUGCUGUCAACGACAUUGGCGAGAGCGAGGCUGGUCCUGUUUCUGAUGUGGUCACAUGCAAGGAUCCAUUUGACAAACCAAGUCAACCAGGCGAGAUUGACACAGUAAAUGUGACAAACAACUUCAUCACUAUUCGCUGGCAAGCUCCAGAAUGUGAUGGUGGAAAGGAGGUCCUGGGCUACUGGGUGGAGUACAGGAAGUCCAUUGAGAGCACCUGGAAGAAGUGCAACAAGCAGAGACUGAAGGAAAAAGAGUUCACCAUGCCUGGACUGGCUGAGGCCACGGAGUAUGAGUUCAGAGUGUUUGCUGAGAAUGAGACAGGAAUGAGCAGACCUCGUAGGACUGCCACAUGCAUCAAGACCAAACUGAGUGCUGAAAGUAAACCAGGCCUGAGAAAGGAAAUGGAUGAAGUAACUGCCAAGCUUGGCCAGCCUGCCGUCAUGAAGUGCCAGAUUAUUGGCAGGCCUGUCCCUGAAAUCAAGUGGUAUCAUGCCGGCAAGGAGAUUGUUGAAUCCCGUAAGUACGAAAUGAGCUCCGAUGGCCGCAACCACUCGCUGUCCAUCAUGACCGAUCAGCAGGAGGAUGAGGGACAGUACACCUGCAAGGCCAUCAAUGACGCUGGAGAAGCCGAGACCACAGGCGUCUUAGUGUUGGAGGCUGCUGCAUCCUUCCAUCCUGAUUACCCACUAAAGGAAACCUACUACGCCGGCCUGGGAUCCACUCUGCGCAUCCAUGCCGUCUACAUCGGCCGUCCUGAGCCAAAGAUCAUGUGGCUGCAUGGGGCAAAGACUCUGGAGAACACGGAGGACAUCAGCAUUGAGACCACCGAGCACUACACACACCUGGUGAUCAAGAACGUGCAGCGCAGAGUCCAUGGAGGCAAAUACAGGAUUAGACUGCAUAACCACUUCGGCAGAGCUGACACAGCAUUCAAUGUUGAAAUUUAUGACAAACCUGACAUGCCUCAAGGUCCAAUUGUGCUGGAGGCCCUCCUGAAGAACUCUGUCAUCAUCAGCUGGAAGGCUCCCAAGGAUGAUGGAGGCUGCAUGAUCACCAACUACAUUGUGGAGAAGCGAGAGGACAAGGAGGGUACUGAGUGGGAACUGGUGUCCUCAUCCAUCAAUAGCACAUCUUGCCGUGUGCCAAACCUCACUGACAGCGCUGGAUACUUCUUCCGUGUGUACGCUCAGAACCGCUAUGGCAACAGCGAACCACUGGAACUCACUUCUCCUAUCCUUAUCAAGAGCCAACUGGACAAACCAUCACCACCUCUGUCGCCAGUUGUUUCUGGAAUCACCAAGGACUCCUGCGUGGUUUCCUGGAAGCCUCCACUCAGUGAUGGCGGGUCCAAGAUCAAGAGCUAUUACCUUGAAAAGAAAUUCAAGAAGGAUAAGAGGGAAUGGAGUGAUUGGACACCAGUAACCACAGACGAGAUCAAACAGACUGUGUACUCCGUCAAGCGUCUGACCGAGGGUGUCGAGUGCAUUUUCCGCGUGAGGUGCGAGAACCUCGGAGGACAGAGCGACUACAGCGAGGAAACCACUCCCAUUGUUCCAGCCACCGCCGUCGAGCUCCGUGCUCCUGCCUUCAAGGAGGAGCUGAGGAACAUGAGUGUCAAGUACAAGAGCAAUGCUACCCUUGUGUGCAAGAUCACAGGACAGCCCAAGCCUGUGAUCAAAUGGUUCAGACGAGGAAAGGAGAUCCACUCUGAUGGACAGAAGAUCAAGGUUCAGGAGUUCAAGGGUGGUUAUCACCAGCUGGUCAUCACGGAGGCUGAUGAGGAAGAUUCCACUGUGUACCAGAUCAGGGCCACCAACCAGGCAGGCUCCAUCUGUGCUACAAUUUCUCUGGAUGUUGAAAUCCCUGCCAAGAUCCACCUGCCCAAGAACCUGAAAGACAAGGAAGCCAUCCCAGCCCGGCGUGGAGAAGUGGUCAAUAUCAAGAUUCCUUUCAGUGGCAAACCAGAUCCUGUCAUCACAUGGCAGAAAGGACAAGAUCUUAUUGACAGCAAUGGCCACUACCAGGUCAUUGUCACCAGAUCAUUCACCUCUUUGGUGUUCACCAAUGGAGUGGAGAAGAAGGAUGCUGGCUUCUACAUCGUCUGUGCCAAAAACAGAUUUGGCAUUGACCAACAAACAGUUGAGCUGGAUGUUGCUGACGUUCCUGAUCCUCCACGUGGCAUCAAAGCCAGUGAUGUCUCCAGAGACACAGUCACACUGAACUGGGUGGCCCCAGCAAAUGAUGGAGGCAGCAGGGUCAUCAACUACAUCAUUGAGAAGUGUCCCACCACUUCUGAGAGAUGGCAGCGUGUUGCCCAAUCCCGUGACACUCGCUAUACCGUUACCAAUCUGUUUGGAGGAACCGGCUAUCAGUUCAGAGUCAUCGCUGAGAACAAGUUUGGACAGAGUGCUCCAUCUGAGACCAGCGGAUCUGUUAUGACCAAAGAGGACAAAUCAAGAGUUCUGCUCUAUGACAGGGAGGUUGACGAUACCGAACGUGUUCACAAGAGCAAGGCUCCACACUCAGAAGUCAAGAAUAUGCACAACAAAUACGCCAUUGCAGAGGAAUUGGGCAGAGGUCAGUUUGGUAUUGUCCACCGCUCUGUUAACAUCAGCACUGAGAAGACCUACAUGGCUAAAUUCUUCAAGGUGAGAGGCGCAGAUCAAGCAAUAGUAAAGAAAGAAAUUGCAACACUGAAUCUGGCCAAACAUACCAACUUCCUCCUCCUCCAUGAGUCAUUUGACAGCCCCGAGGAGCUGGUGUUGAUCUAUGACUUCAUCUCUGGUGUUGACAUAUAUGAGCGCCUCAACACAGCAGAGUUUGAGCUUAAUGAGCGUGAGAUUAUCAACUAUAUCAGGCAGGUCUGCUCAGCUCUUGAGUACCUGCAUGCACAGAGCUAUGGACACUUUGAUAUCAGACCGGAGAACAUUGUGUACACAACUAGAACCAGCUCCCAUGUGAAAAUUAUUGAGUUGGGCCAGGCAAGACACCUGACUCCUGGAGACAUAGUCAAGAUUCAGUAUACCACUGCAGAGUAUGCUGCCCCUGAGAUCCACCAGUGUGACAUGAUUAGCACUGUCACUGACAUGUGGUCAGUUGGUGUCCUUGCCUACGUGCUACUCAGUGGACUGAACCCAUUCACAGCUGAAACCAACCAGCAGAUGAUUGACAACAUCUCCACGGCAGCCUACAGCUAUGAUGACGAGUCUUUCAAGACUGUCAGUGUCGAGGCAUUAGACUUCACUGACCGCCUAAUGACAAAGGAACGUAAGCAUCGUAUGACUGCUGCUGAGGCUCUGGCACAUCCUUGGCUGACCAAGCCUGUAGAGGAGAUCAGCGCCAGAGCGAUCCCAACCGGCAGGCACAAGAGAUACUAUCAACAAAUGGUGAGGAAAGAGUGGAACACUGUUGUCUCUGCAGCCCGUGUGGCCAGCGGCGGCUCCAUCAGGUCCCAGCGUGGUGUCUUUGUCGCCAAGGUGAAGAUCGCUCCGUUUGAACAUGGUCCUGUUGGAGGCCAGGUUGGCCAUGCAGUGGCGAAUGAGGGAGACACUGUGAAAUUCAUCUGCAACAUCGACAACUACGACAGUACCACUGAAGUGACGUGGUACUGCGGCGUCAGGCAGCUUGAAGCAGGUGACAAAUAUGAAAUUGAGUAUGAGGACGGUCUUGCUGUAAUCACCAUCAACAAGGUCACCAGAGCAGAUGAUGGCACAUACAGAUGUAAGGUUGUGAAUGAGUAUGGUGAGGACAGUGUCUACGCAGAGCUGUUUAUCAGCAGUGUCAGAUCUUACCGUGACUUCUUCACCACCCGCGUGGUCAAGAAAACAAAACGCAGGAUUGACACUGCCAGAAUGCUUCAGAAGCCACCAGAGUUCACCCUUCCUCUGGUCAAUCGCACAGCCUACCUUGGUGAGGAUGUGCGCUUUGCCGUAACCAUCACUGUUCACCCUGACCCUCGUGUCAUCUGGCACAAAUCCGGACAGAAGCUCAUCCCUGGACAUGAUGACAGGAAAUACACCUUCAUCAACGACAAGGGCCUGUACCAGAUGAUUAUCCACAAGGUAGAGGAGGAGGAUGAUGCUGAGUACAGCGUUGUGGCACGUAACAGGUAUGGUGAUGAUAGCUGCAAGGCUCGUCUUACGGUUGUUCCUCGACCUAAACCAGCAGACCUCACCCUGAGGCCCAUGUUCAAACGCCUGCUCGCAAAUGUCGAGUGCAGGGAGGGCCAGAAUGUGCGCUUUGAGAUCAGAGUAUCUGGCCAUCCCACACUGAAGUGGGAGAAGGAUGGCAUGCCUUUAGCCUUUGGGCCAUCUAUUGAGGUUGUCCAUGAGGGCCUGGACUACUUCAUCCUUCAUGUGAAAGACACUCUGGCUGAGGACUCAGGUGUUUACAGAGUUACUGCCACGAACUCUGCUGGAUCUGCCAGUUGCCAGGCCAUGCUCAAAGUAGAACGCGUCACUCAUGUAAAGAAGGAAUAUGAGGCAGCUGAAAAGAAGGAGGAAAAGAUGGCUGGAAAGGAAGAAAUAGACAAAAAAGUGAGGCUGUCUCAGAUUUUGGCAGACACCGUAUUUACUCCUCUACCACCUGCAGCAGUACAAGCUGUCAGGGAGGCAGCCACCAUGUUCAAACCUGCUUUGACAACUAAGAAGGGUGAGAAGACUGAGGCUGAGAUACAGAAAGAAAAAGAGGAGAGGAAGAAACGUGCUGAUGAGAAGAGGCUGCGUAUGCCUUACGACGUCCCCACUCCUCGUGUUGUUAACCAAGCUGCUCUUGAAGAGGAUGUGGAAAUAAAACACUUUAAGCCACUCUCUGACAUGAAAUGGUACAAGAAGCUGCGGGAUCAGUAUGAGUUCCCUGAGCCUAUGGAUAAAAUCAGGCAGAAGAGGAUGAAGCGCAUCCGUCUCUCCAGGUGGGAGCAGUUCUACGAGGUGCCUAUCAGGAUCAAAGACCAGUACAAGCCAAAGUGGCGUUUCUCAUCCAUGACUCAGGAUGAUUUAGAGACUGUGAGGCCUGCAAGGCACCGCACUCCUUCUCCUGAGAUAGAUGCCUACCACAGGAUCAGGAGGAGGUCCCUGGGUGACCUGUCAGACGAGGAGCUACUGCUGCCUGUGAAAGAGUACCUGUCGAUGAAGAGAACCGAGGAGGAGAGGCUUCGUCUGGAGGACGAGCUGGAGUAUGGUUACUCUGCCUCUCCACCGAGCCUCAGCCCGGUCCGCUUCGAGCUGUCCGCCCUGCGUCCUUCAUCUCCUAGAAGAGUUUACAGUGACGAUGAAGAGGAAGAAGAAAUCCGCAGAUACGACUCCUACAGAAUCCCAUCUAAAUACGAGGCUGGCCCGAGUUUUGUUGAGCUCCGCCAGCGUCACGACAAAGCCACAUACAAACCUCCGAGACAGAAGCAGAGGGUGUAUGAAGAGAGAGAAGAUCAGGAGCUGCUGCGCCCACACACAACUAUGCAGAGAAUGGCCACUUACAAGAGUGAGCUCAGACGCAUGGAGUUUGAGGAGAAGACUCGAACAUCAAAGAAGGAAACAACUGUCCAUGUUGCGACAGUCUCUCAGGGCGUUGAAUCAGAGCACCUGACAGCUUUCACCUCAGAAUAUAUUCCCAAACCAAUCAAGAAGCUCCCAAUGCCUGAACCUAAGAGGAGAUCUCCCACCCCAGAAAGGGCUGUCAAAACUGAAGUGACUCUUCCUAGAGUUGACUUUGCUUCCAGGUAUGAGGAGAGAAAGCAGGCUCUUAGAUCAGAGAGAAGAUCAGUGGAGAGGAAGGUCGAGGUGGUGACCCAGGCUCCCUUCAGCCUGGACCACACCCCACUCAUCACCAUCAGGAUGCGAUCUCACCGCGUACCCUAUGGCUCCAACACAAAGUUCACCCUGAAUGUUCAGGCCAAACCAGAGCCUGAAGUCAAGUGGUUCCACAACGGAAAAGAGAUCCAUCAGACCAGCAAAUACAAUAUGACCAACAUCAGCGGGGUUCUGACACUCGCCAUCAACAACUGUGUGACUGAAGAUGCUGGCACUUAUCGUGUCGUCUGCAGGAACGCCAAAGGGGAGACUUCUGACUAUGCCACAUUGGAUGUAGCACGAGCAGAAUACGCUGCCUUCUCUUCACUUCGCAAAGACGAGGAGCCUCCAUCCUCCCACCUGCCAGAGAUGACUAGAACAGAGGUGUAUCACGUCUCCUCCUCAUCUACAAAAACUGUGAAGGAGAGUGUGACUACAACUGUGAAAGAGACCACUACUGUUGUUGAGAAGCGAAAGGAGAAGCAGAGUGUUCCCCCCAAGAUCCUGACCAAACCGCAGUCCCUGACUGUAGAGGAGGGAGGCCUCGCCAGGUUUGAGUGUGAUGUGGAUGGCGAACCAGCACCGUCUAUGACCUGGCUGCGUGAAGGAGCAGUUGUUGGUCCCUCUGCCCGUCACCACAUUGUCUCUGCUCAGUACAGCUCCUCCUUUGAGAUUUCUGCUGUUGAGAAGUUAGACGAAGGCAGCUACACUCUGCUGGUGGAAAAUGCUGGAGGCAAACAGGAGGCCCAUUUCACUCUGACCAUCCGCAAGUCUGAGUCCAAGCAGAAGGUGGUUGCCGCUCCCAGAGUCACCUCUCCAGAGGCCAAGUCCCCUCUCGCUAAGUCCCCUGAACCUGUCAAAUCUCCUCAGAGAGUCAAGUCCCCUGAGCCAAUCAAGUCACCUCAGAGAGUCAAGUCUCCAAUCUCGCCAAAAUCCCCGACACCAAAGUCCCCAACUCCCAAAUCCCCAACUCCAUCUGACAAGGAACGAGUGAUGUCCCCAAUCAAGUCACCCAAGAGAGUGAUGUCACCAACUGUUGAGAAGAAACCGUCCUUCUCUGUCGGGCUGAGCAACGUCACUGCAGCCUCCGACUCUGUUGUCAAGCUCUCAGUGAAGGUAACAGGAGAGCCCAAACCUGCCAUCUCAUGGAUGAAGGAUGGAAAGGCUGUGUCUCAGGGUGGGAAGUAUGAAAUCUUUGAGGAGUAUGGCUCAGCUUAUCUUGAAAUCUAUGAAGUGGAGGCCUCUGACAGCGGUGUGUACAAGUGCACUGCUACAAAUGGUGCCGGAGCAGUAUCAACAACCUGCACAGUCACUGUCCGGGGUCAGUUUGAUACUGUGGUCACAGCCAAGCGCUCAGACGCACCUCACAUCCUGGUGCAGCCCCGGUCCCAGAUUGUGAAUGAGGGACAAAAUGUUAAACUCACAUGUGAACUCGCAGGAGAGCCUUCCCCUGACGUGGAGUGGUUAAAAGACAACAUGACCAUACCUGUCACAUCAAACAUUAGACUGAGCCACUCGAACACUGUGUACACUCUGGAGAUUUGUGAGGCCACAGUUGCAGACAGCGGGAAAUACACAAUAAAAGCCACGAAUGCCUUUGGACAGUGCUCCGCAACGUCCUCCCUUAACGUCCUCACUCUUAUUGAAGAACCAACAAAAAUGAUUAUUGUAGAGCAAAGAGCUUCUGACGCUGCUGCCAGCAUGCAGAAAACUUUAUCUGGCUCAUCAGUUCGUAUGGAGGCAGCUUCCAUGCAGGCCAGCAGUUUCAGCAGCAGCUCCAGCUCUGCUGCUGAGUAUUCGUUUGAGAGCAUGUCUACAUCUAGCAUGUCUGCCAUGAUGGCUGAGUCAAUGAUUUCCAUGAGCUCCAGCAGCCAAAUGAUGGAGAUGUCUGCUCACUCGCAUGCAGAGGCCUCCUCCUCGCUGAGGGCCCUCACAACAGGGCUUCAAAGAGGCACUCCACCAAAGAUCGAAGCUCUCCCGCAGAAUGUCAGCACUGAGCUGGGGAAGUCCUUGACUGUGGCAGGAGUGUUCUCCGGAGAUCCCGCACCCUCCGUCCAGUGGGUCCACUCAGGUCGGACCCUCCCCAACGGGAAUGAGCGGUGCCACGUGGAGAACACCGCCGACCUCUCCACCCUGGUGAUCUCUGGGGUGAAGGAGGGAGACAGCGGAGCGUACACCCUCCGACUUUCCAACGAGUUCGGCUCCGACUCUGCAACUGUCAACGUUCACAUUCGGUCCCUGUAAAAAGAAAAAAAAAAAAAAGUUAAUCUUUAUCCCCGUUUCCCUCUUCCACAACCUUUUUAUUUAGUGAAUUAGCAACGAUAAUCUUACGUGAUAAAGACCUGGAUUUCUGUUCUUGUAAAUAUGAACUAUUUUUGUACCAAACUUGACAUUAAUUUAUGCCAAACUAGACUAAAGUCUAAAGUUGUUAUAAAAUGUGCCAUAUUGGACAAUUAUGACUUAGGAUUUUUGAACAACUUUUCUGUGACAUGUACAUAAUGUAUAUAGCCGAAUUUAACGGUUAUGGGAAAUGUAUGCAUUGUUAUUUAUGACAAUAAUAUUAACUGAAACAAAAGAACAAAUGUUUUAACAGGAGAAAGUUUCACUAAGAACGAAUACCCUGUCAAACUGAGAAACUAAACUCUGUGCCUCAACGAUAAGUUGAAGUCUUUAAGAUUGCCUCAACAGGUAGAGAGGCUCCCUGUUGACGUUAUGAAACAAAAAGACAAAGUUAUUGUUUGGACACGCGUCUGCGUGAGAUAUUACAGUUUCCUAUGAGUUGUACCAUGAGCGUAAGACCCUGAAUGCUGUUUGCAUUACCCUCAUGUAAGCAGCAUGAACCGGCCUUGUGCUCAGACUGACUGUGUCAUACCACCAUGAUUUGAUGACCAGCUCAGAGUGCGAGCGGCCUGCACUCUCAGCGUUUAGAUCAUUUUAAUAAAGAGCGCUGUUUCUGCACAGGACGGCCGGACCGGCUUUCAAAAACGUAACAUCUCCUGGCCAUAAAAGAGGAAGUCACCGCCGGCUCUGCUGUGCAGAAGCAGCGCUGUCUCUCGGAGGAUAGCUAGCUAAUGUGUUUGUGUGUUGCAGUGGGAGUGUUUGUAGCUUGUAGUCAGUUCACCUUGUCAGUAGUCAGGGUCUUUUGUUAGCCACAGGGACUCCACCUCCUGUGAGAAAAAAGAAAAGUCAUGUUUUUCCCUGCACUUUGAUUUAAUUGAUCUGUUAAUGUAGAAAUAUAUUUCAUCCUCCUUGAGUUUUAUGCAUUUCUGAUUUAAUAAAGCAUGAUUUCAGCAC